This is a messenger RNA of Podarcis lilfordi (Lilford's wall lizard), 51699 nucleotides long. The record is from the annotation of a GenBank genome assembly. NCBI's taxonomy places the organism in Eukaryota, Metazoa, Chordata, Lepidosauria, Squamata, Lacertidae.
AUGUGGAGGAGCAGCGCCCGCGCCGCCUGGUGAGACGGAAGGGGCGGCCGCCCUGGCAGGGCUGGGGGGGCGGGGAGAGGAAGCCGGAGGCCUCGGGCCUAACCUCUCCCCCCCUGGCCCGGGCGGCGACCUUGCGGGCCCCGACACCGCCGGCCUCCCUGAGGGGGUGGAAUGGCUCCCCUGCGCCCCUCCUUCCCUCCCCCCGAGGGGCUGCACGCGCCCCCUGGGCCUCCCCACAUUGGAGGAAUAUUAAUAUUAAAAUACAAUAUUUGCUUUAAGCCGCCCAGAGUAGCUGGGGAAACCCAGCCAGGUGGGCGGGGUAGAAAUAAUAAAAUUAUUAUUUAGGAUGGUGGUGAUGAUGGAGAAUCAUGUACAAGAAUAAGGACUUGAUCAUUUAUACCCCGCCCCUCGGGCCGCAUGCGCUUCCUAUAUCAGGCAUAGGCAAACUCCGGCCCUCCAGAUGUUUGGGUUCAUAGCUGUCAACUUAGAGAUUUGAAAAUAAGGGAUCAGCAGCCAAAAUAAGGGAUUUUGGCUUAGUUUAUACAGAAAUCCGCCACUGAUGGAGCCAGGCUGCUUUGGCUGCGACUGACUGGGUUUUGCAGGGGGUUGGACUAGAUGAUCCUAAGGGUCUACAACUCCCACCAAAGGAGAGUGGCAGACAAAACUGAUGAACGACGUCGAGAUGGCAAAGCUUACAGGCAGAAUUAGAAACCAGGAAGAGGACCUCUUUAAUAAAGAAUGGGGAAAGGUUAUAAUUUAGUUGAAAAGCUGUUGUCAAGAGUUACAUACAUUGGUAGGAUUGACAGAAAACUUGUAGUAAAAAUCAGAACUAUGGACGGACAAAUGAUUUAUAAAAAUAGAGUUAUGAAAGGGAUGCAGGGGGUGGGAAAUCACUACAUUAAGAUACUGCACUGGUUGGAGGGGAUGCUAAGCAGCACGUCGGGGCUACCGUCGUCCUGGUGCGAGGAGUUCCAUUGGCCCUUCCUGGCCAGAGAAAGAGGGAGGGAGGGAGAGAGACUCACGCCCACACCACCCGCGAGCCCAGCAUGAGGUGGUUGCAGCGCGGCAGCGGCCACUGAAGCGCCGCCCUUCUGCGUCCCUCCCCAUCCCCUCCUCUUCCUCCUCCCUCAGGCCACCUCCGGCUUCCCCUGGCAGCGCAGCGGAAGUCUCGCAAGAGAGGGGCUGCCUGCCCACCUGCUGCCGCCCGUCUCCUCAUGACACACCCCUGAGGGAGCAAAGGGGAGAGAUGGAGACGCGGUAGCUCAUGCGCACGCUCUCUCUCGCGGCGGAGGACACCAAGCCACUGCUUCCCUCCCAAGCCGGGCGAGCAUGAAACCCAGGAAAUUUAAGGGACAGCAGCGGGACAUGGUGUUGGGAUAAGGGAGUUUCCCGCCAAAUAAGGGAUGGUUGACAGCUAUGUUUGGGACUACAAUUCCCAUCAUCCCUGACCACUGGACCUGUAAGCUAGGGAUGAUGGGAAUUGUAGUCCCAAACAUCCGGAGGGCCGGAGUUUGCCUAUGCCUGUCCUAUAUGAAGGCAGGGUGUUUUUUGCUGCUGUUCUUACGUUACGCAUUUUGUGCUUUGACGGUGGAAACCUCCCUGUGGUCUUUGGACGAAGGGCAGCAUAUAAAUUUAACAAAUGACCAUGAUAGAGCCAUAGAAUCGAGGAGUUGGAAGGGGCCCCGGGGGUUCCUCCCAGCCACAACAGCGGAUGCCUUCUGUCUAUAUAAUAAUAAUAAGUAAUAAUAAUAAUUUAUUAUUCCCAGCCUUGGAGCGCCUGCUUUCCUCGCACCUCUGCAGCAAGGAAGCAGCUGGUCCCAAGUUGCAGUGACAUCUACUUUAUUUAGCCAAUGCACGAUUGAAAGGAAUUUUCUGUAUUUCGGUGGCCAUUUAAUUGGGAGUUUUAUAAAGACUUUAAUCUUGCUGUGAUGUUCCUGUAACAGCAAAAGCACGUGGCUGUGUUUUCCUCAUGUCCGGCCAGCUACAUGAGGGCCACGUAGUGGCUUACCUCAUUCCUUACUGCUUAGGACCUAACAAUUGGACUGCCGUGUUAUAAUGUAGGUUUCAGUAUUGGUUAGGUACUGUACCUUAACCAUGAUGUACGUAGAUGAUAACAUAGGAUGACCACUUGUGUGCUUCUCCAUACUCAUAAGUUGCUGAUCCCAGGAUUUCACAGAGACUUGGGUGAGGACUCUGAAACCUGUGAUCUGUGCUCAUGUGAAGGAUGAUGAUGAUGAUAAUAAUAAUAAUAAUAAUAAAAAUUUAUUUAUAUCCCGCCCUCCCCAGCCGAAGCCGGGCUCAGGGCGGCUAACAACAAUAAAACAGUACAAAAGUACAGCACAAACAACACUCUAAAAUCAUUCAUUAUAAAUGAGGAGACCCUCAGCAGAGAGAGCAAUUUCCACAAUCCCACGUAGUUAUUUGUUGGUGCCUCAAGCCUUACCCUUUGCUCCGUUCCCAAUACUCCCCCCCUCCCCCGCCUUGCAACCGGCUACUGAAAAUCUUGUGCUACCUUUUGGGAGUCAGCAGCUGGUGGUUCAGGGACAGCUGGGGAGGGGGGUGCUCAGAAGAAUGGGAUGCUGGUGUGCAGGGUCUGCUUUGAGUAGUUCUGCGGGUGGGAGAUUAGAAUCUUGAUUAAGGCUGGAACAGCGUUGCACGUGCAAAUAAGUUCUUUGUCUUCUCCUUCAGCGUUGUCUGUCAACACCUAGCAAAUGGGACCUAUGGAGUCAGAGGGAAGUCGCCGCUGCAGAAACUGCAUCUCGUUUCCCGGAGUAUUCAUCAUUCCCGCCAUCCUCUUUCCAGAUUUCAAAGGCUGCCGUUACGGAUCUCAGCGCAGCCGUUCUCUGCUCUUAAUCACCUUCCCUUGCGCAGCAGCAAACUCCUCCUUGUAAAGCAUGGAUCCCAGCCCCACAGGACCUUUUGGCUAGCCAGAGUGGCUUCCAGGCUUCUAAAGCUUCGCUAUCUCGUCUUAGGAUCUGCUGUGGGCGGUGGCUACACAGCCAAAAAGGUACUUAGCUCUGGAGUAGUGACUGGUCUGUGCCAUCCGUACGGUGUGUUGGCACAGUGACUCUAGACUCAUUGUCAGAAGAACUAAAGGUUUGGGGAUGGACAGUACACAGUUGUUGAUCUAAGGCAAGGAGGUUGCUUCAUAGAAAGUAAGAUCAGCUACCUUAGUGACAGACUCUGGCAGGAUUUUUUAAAGUGCCUUCAGGGAGUGCCUUUUUCACAGGUGCAGUUGAGCGGUUUGGCUCAGUUGCUGACAGCUGUGCAAGAACCCUUGGACUGCCAAGGGAAGUUGCCUGUGGUUGAGUAACAGUGGAACCCCUGGCCAGCCAAGAUUGACCCUGAUCUAGGAAGUGGGUUCUCAUCUUGCAAACACAGACUUAUGCAAAUGGUGCAAAAGGACAAUGAAAGAGUUACCAAAUUCCUAGCUGAUAUUCCUUCAGAUCCAGGAGUGGAAUAGGGUUGCUUUUCAGUGUGGGAAAGCCCCAGCCUUUGCUCCAACCCUCAUCAAAUUUAUGCCAGCCUCUUACUUUUCCUGGGGGCUCUCCUUGCUCCAGGCCUCUAGACCAGUGUUUCCCAAACUUGGGUCGCCUGCUGUUUUUUGGACUACAACUCCCAUCAUCCCUAGCUAGCAGGAGCAGUGGUCAGGGAUGUAUGGAAUGGUAGUUCAAAAACAGCUGGAAAGUUUAGGAAACACUGCUCUCAACCAUCUUCACGUUUCACCUGGGGUGAAGUGAAAAGAUAGCUUUUCAAGAUGGAGCUAGGUUUCUCUAGGAUGGUGCUCUCUACGUUUCUUCUUCCCUAGUGAUGGUGCCAUGAACUGAUGGCAGGAGAGGGUACCCUUCCUUCCCUUUCUUGCAUGUGAAGCAUCGGUAGAAGUGGAGAAGUCCUCUGGAGUGUUGCUGCUACUUUCUGAAUGGGGAAGUCCCCUUGCCUCCUGCUCCAAGCUGUAGUGGCAUCUCCUAAUUUGAGGUGUGCUGCAAGAAGCAACUUGGUUUUGAUGGUGGUGGAAUCAUGAGAGAUGUGCAGAGGUUGAAGUUGGGAAGGAGAAAGUUUUAUAUUCCCUCUCUCAAUUAUACUCCCUGAAACAGGCAAAGCUCAGGAUUAAAGCAGCUGGAUAAGCCGAUUAUGGUUCUUAUCACCAGGUGGUUAUUGUGGCUGAUGAGAUGAUUUGCAAAUUACAGGAGGGCAAAGAUCUUUCGAGGGCUAUGAGCUGUCCUAUUCUACUUGUGCGUCUGCCUCACUGUGCCGCCAGGGGCUCUUUCACCUAUGAAUUCUAGCUGCCUGUAUUAUGUUUCUUCUGCAACACAGCUCAUAGUUACUCACAGCAGAACCAAAGCACUGGAAAUCUAGCAUUUCUGUCAGCAAAACAAUAUGGUUGCAUUAUGCACAUUAACUUAUCAGUAAAGCAAACACACUUCAAUCUACAAUUGUUAUGCAGUUCAAACACACAGUAAUUUGCAAAGUAGUUUAUUGGGGAGUGCUGCUGAGCAGACAGAACCCCUCUGGGAAGGAGAUUCCUCACCAGGGGCAAAAAGGCACAGCUUGGUUUGACUGGUUUUCUUCUCAGCAUUACAAGGAGCAGAUGGAUGUCUGCCCAAAGGCUGGCAACCUCUAGGCGGCUGCUGCUGCUAUAGUUUCAACCACGGGAAAGGCAGGGCCAGCCAGGUGGUCUUACUCAGCCUUGAGUGAGGAGGAGAAGCACUGAUCAUAUGGAGCUCAGUGAUAAGCCAGUCAGCGAAACAGAGGUGGAGCCUGCGAGGUCAGCGCCCUCCUGGGGCUCUUCGUUGGCCCUUGUCCUGAUCAAAGGGAUCUCCUGCCCAUUUUGCAUGUGAAGUUCCCAGACUCAAAAGGCAACUUGAAAAAGGACCUGGUGCUGAUGAAUUACUUUUUAAAAACAUAAAUGCAACCCAUUGAUUUGGGUAUAUAUGACAAGACAGGGUAUUCUGACUAAACAUUAGGAAGAACAUUCUGUUUGAGAGUGGAAUGGACUCUCUUGGAAGGUGGUGGAGUCACCUUCCUUGGAGGUUUUCAAGCAGUGGUUGGGUGGCCAUCUGUCAGGGAUGCUUCAGUUGAGAUUCCUGCAUUGCAGGGGGUUGAACUAGAUGACCGCAAGGGUCCCAUCUAGUCCAUCUAAUCCUGUUAUUCAGUCAGAAGGCUGGAGGAAGGAAUAGUCUUGUACACGGCAGACUUGCAGUUUUGUUCUAAUCAUCGUAGUAGCUAAUGCAAAUGUUUGUUGAUGUCUUUCUCACUUCUAAUUUAGACAUAUGACCAAUGGAAGGAGAUGGUGCCUGAUCUCACCGAGUACAAGUGGAUUAUUCCUGACUUCAUAUGGGAACUUGAUGAAUACGUUGACCUCGGUUGGUGCCGGCUUUUCAUUUUUCCUCUAAUGCCAAGUUGUUGCGGAACUUUGAUAAUCAUUUACACAGAGGGACAGGCAUCAUUCCUUUCUUCUGGGGAUUAAAAAAAAAUACAUUUCAGAAAUCAAAACGUUUUUAUUGCAUAAUAUUCCCUGCUAUUAUUUAUUUUACUCUCUCCAAAUCUCUGUGUGGCUCAUACUAAAGGAUAUACUCCAGCAGUAAAACAAUGAAAUCCCAUCCAUUUAAAAAAAAUAUUGUUUUGUGUACCACUUUGAGGGGUUUUUUAACAAUCAAGCAGUGUAUUGUUAAAUAGUACAAAAGCACAGAUGGCUUUUCAAGAGUGCAGUUGAGGGUGGGGAGAGGCCAUAACAAAAGCAGAUUAAGAUGCCAGAUGACCGCUUGGUUUGGAGCCUUGGCCUGGCAUGGGAGGUGGGCUCCUUCUUGCUGGGCUGGGAGUAGCACCAUUGUCUUAAGGCAAAUCUUUAAAAAUGUAGUAUAAACACCAACAAUUGGGAAACACUUGCCUGUGAGCGCUCCAAUUGGAGAACAGCCAUUACCAAAGGUGUCAUGGGCUUUGAAGACACUCGAACUCAGGACACAAGGGAGAAACGUGCUAAGAGGAAAGUACGCUUGGCAAACCCUCACGGUGAUCAACUCCCACCCAGAAACCAAUGUCCCCACUGUGGAAGGAUGUGUGGAUCCAGAACUGGCCUCCACAGUCACUUACCGACUCACUGUUAAAACCGUGUUUAUGGGAGACAAUCUGACUCGGCUACGAGGGAUCGCCGAAGAAGAAGAAGAAAACAACAUUGCUAUAAAUGCUUCCUAGGCUCUGGUAUCAGAGUCACGGAGUCAGCCUUUGCCAACAGGGCUGCCCCUGCCUUAACUGUAGCACAGAACUGGUUCCCUUAAAAUGUUUGCAGUGCUGGCCCAGGAGAAUUUAUACUGAGACUUCCUCCUCCUCUUCCUGAUGGCUCGUUGCUUUCAGCCAGCUUCCUUCUGGUCUCCCCAGGAUCUUGCCGCCCUCCUGCUCUGAAGCAGUUUGCCAGGAAACCAGAGUUUCCCCAGAAGUUAACACCUCACUCCCAGGGUUCUGGGGUUUCAGCCUACUGUGUCACUGAUAGGCAUGUUUUCUGUUUUGUGCGAGAAGUAUAAGGAACUGGAGUUUCUGAUUCACUGCCACCUGCUUAGAAACAUGGCCAUCCUUGCUGGUUCAGGGGCCAGACUAAGUCUGUAACUCCUUCAGGAACAAGAUAAUUCUUCCAGCUCUGUUGGCACAAUUCUUACAUUUGGGUCCCAGGAGGUCUGGGUUCAACGGUGUGGCACCUCUGAAGCCAACACCAUCUCUCAGCUGCAGUUUCUCAUUCAUAAAACGAGUUGCACAGGAUACGUUAAAAGUAGUCAGGUGCUUGCAUCUGAAUUGAUAUGUCUCAAAGCUGACUGGGCCCCAUUAAAUGUUGUUAGGAUUCUGACUUCUGUAUGUGUUCAGAGGACUUGCUGUGUAUCGGGAAUGUAUGGUGUAUCAUUUAUGAAACACAUUUAGAAAUCUUCUGCAGUAGAGCUUGCUAAAGAAUAUAAAUAGCCAUUAAGAAAUUCUGAACUGUCCAGGUUAAAGCUAGUAAUAAUUUAAUAAUAAUAAUUUAUAUUUAUACCCCGCCCAUCUGGCCUGGUUUCCCCAGCCACUCCCCAGCUAGGGAGAUGACAGUCUGUUCUUUUUACCUAAAACAACCCCAAGGGGGGCUAACUUUCCCUUUGCUUUUCCUAGAAAAACUUACAAAAGCUCUUCCUGAUUCAGAAGACCUCGCUAAGCUGCUGCCUGAUUUUGACAAGAUUGGAGAGAGCCUCAGAUCACUGUCGGGUUUCCUCACACCUGGUAAGGGAAUUUUUCAUCUGGCUGAGUUAUACAAACCUGCCCUAGUGACGUAAACAGUGUUGGGCUGAAUGUUUGCUUCGCAGUGCCCAGUUCCCCCCCGCCGGGCAGUCUGGGCAUUUAUGCAGACGUGAGCAUCUGAACAUAUUGCCAUGCAUGGGCAGAGGGCUCCUCUGGCUUAGUGGUGGCUGCUGGACAUUUUCAGGGCCCUGCAGUCCUCCCUCCCAGAUUAUCACAUCUGAAGCAGCCGUUUCCAUCGUACUGAGCCUUUGCUAAUGCUUAAGAGGGCCCUGCCUCUGUCACCAACGCCUUCUUGGUUUAGGGACUUGGAGGUUUCUGCCAUUGUGGGGCUACAACUUGCCAGGAAGCGGGCAGCGGCCUCUCUCUGUCUCCUUUCAGCAGUAUUUGCCCUCCCUGAGCAGAUUGCUCUUUGCCCAGGGAGUGGGAUGAAUGUCAGGGACGUACUUGGAAACUAAUGACAAGUAGAUGAGAUCCUCCUAUGUGCUUUCAGAUUUUUUUUAGAAAAAAGUCUAUUGUAAUUUUCACUUCAUUGUGAAUCAUUCUCAACCCACCUGCCUGUAUCCGUUGGCCUGCCAUGUUUGGUAAGUUUGCCAUUCUGUCUGUCUGGCCCUCGCAGUGUCUGAGACGGAAACGUCUCACAUUUGCUUUGCCAUUUGUUUGUAUUUAUAAUUUUUAUUUCCCCCUUUUUGCUGGUUUUCCACAGGUUACAAUUUGAUUAGUGAAGUCAUAGGAGCUUCUGAUCUACUUCUGUUAUUAGGUGUGUAAAAAGCACUUUUUUUACCUGCCCCUUAACAUUCCUCCCCAUCUAAAAAAAUGCUAAAUGCAAUGCAAAGGGGGGGAAACCUGGCAAGUGUAGAAGGGCGUUUUGUCAGUUACAACGGGAUACUUUUAAGUUUUAUGAUUUGAGAAUGCCGUGAAGCUGGUCUGCUAGGUAAGAUGGCUGGUUCUCAUAAAAGUUCUGUUUUUCAACUUGUGCAAACAGCGUUCUUGAGGGAGAGCAGAAGAUCAGUGCUUCAUGUGCAUCCUUCAUUUUAAAACUUUCAGUUGUUUGCAUAAAGGAAAACCUUUUGCUGCACCCAUUGACAGACUGGCAGUCCCUUCCCCUGCCACAGUUAGGGGUAUGUCUGACACACUCACACCUGCCUGCCUGCCUGCCUGCCUGAAUGUUGAGCACGCCACACUAGCCUUGGCAGUGAAUUCCUGCUCCAUCAGCAGAGAUACUUCCUGUGAAUAUAGCUGAGGGUGACUGCAGUGACCUCUGUGUUCCCUCUGUUGUACUGCAUAUUCACUACCCCAGCAAACAAGCAAGCCUUGCUUUAGAUCAUGUGCAGGCAAACUAAGGCCCAGGGGCCGGAUGCGGCCCAGUCACCUUCUAAAUCUGGCCCGCGGACGGUCCGGGAAUCAGCGUGUUUCUACAUGAGUAGAAUGUGUCCUUUUAUUUAAAAUGCAUCUCUGGGUUAUUUGUGGGGCCUGCCUGGUGUUCUUAUAUGAGUAGACUGUGUGCUUUUAUUUAAAACACAUCUCUGGGUUCUUUGUGGGGCAUAGGAAUUCGUUCAUUCCCCCCCCCCAAAUAUAGUCCAGCCCCCCACAAGGUCUGAGGGACAGUGGACCAGCCCCCUGCUGAAAAAGUUUGCUGACCCCUGCUUUAGAUCUCUCCAUAUGUGUGUAUGUGGGGGCAGAUUCUUGUGUACCAGGGAGAGGAAGAACAGACUUGCAUUAAGAGCCUUUGUUCUUUUUGUGACGUGUGCCACGUGAUGCGAGUCCUUCCUCCUCCUUCCCAGGUUCUCCCAGGGACACGGCUUUCCGAGCUACGGAACAGGGAAGUGAAGCUGAGAAGCAAUACAAGAAGGUAAGCUUGGAAGGAGAACUGCUCACCUAUGUGGCAAACAAACGUAAGGAAAUUGCAGGCCAGGGGUAGGAAAUGUGUAGCUGGACUGCAGCUCCUGUCUCCACCCCGACACCAUUGGCCAUGUGGCCGCUGACCCUGACGUAAGUCAAAGUCCAGCAGCUUCUGCAGGGCAACACGUUAGUCAGGUCAGAAAUCCGUGGGACGCGUCUGCUUUGAAAACUCAGGCCUGGCCGUACUUGGUGUAUGGAGCAAUUUCCAACCGUCAGUGUUUCAACCAAGACUUCCCACAUUGUCAGAAGGAGCCUCCGGAGUUAAGAGAACUACUGCUUUAAAUUUCUAGCUGGUCAUAUGCAACCCAACCAGAAGUGCAUCAACUUGUGUGUCUCAUUUUCUAACGCGCUCCAUUCUCAGGUGGAUAGCCAUCUUUUAGAAACACAGCAAUAAAACUGGCAAGGUGAAAUGCCCAACUAAAAUACUAAGCAUUGUGGAUGCACCAAAAUUAAUCCCCACCUGCUUUACCCAUGUUAUUAAAUGCUGGCCAAUUCAGUGCAGAUCUUUCAGCACUCGUGGAAAUGCUCAAGCUCAGGCAAGCUUCCAAAGGGAGGGAUCUCUGCUGCCUUUGCUGUUUGGCCUUGACGCCUAGGUGGAGUCACAGGGAUGGCCUUGCUGGUCAGUCUUCCUUGUCCCAGUGGCAUGGAGUGAAAGAGGCAGCCUCAAGGAUAUGGAAGACUCAAGCAGUUUCAGCAUUUACAGGCUACAGCAGCAACUUGAGCCGUGACACAGGCAUACGAUGAGGCCUGCUAGAUCAGACCAAAGGCUCAUCCAGUCCAGAUUUCUUUUCUUGCAGCAGCCAACCAGAUGCUUAUGGGAAGCCUGCAAGCAAAACAUUAGUGCAGUAGCCUUCUCGUAAUUGAGGCUCCCAGGCAGUAACUGUGUGGUUUAGGUUAGGCUGGGGGGCUGGGACUGGCCCAAGGUCUCCCAGAACUUCAUGGCUGAGUGGGGAUUUGAACCACCCUGGUCUCCCAGGUCCUGAUCCAGCACUCUAACCACUGCACCCCGUGGUCUAGAUCGUGGGGAGGUGAGCGUGGCUGUUUCCACUCUUCAUCAAGGCCUGUUAAUGUGGAGUAGCCUGUUUGUUUCCGCAUCAUCCUCUCUUGUCAAAUUAGCAAAUAGCCCAGAUACCUUUUACUUAGUUCUGGGCUUGGGGGUUGCCUUGGUUACCCUUUCCCCGCAGUGUCUUAGCACUGAACUGUCGGGGCAAGAGGAACUCUGUCGGAAAAGCAGGAGCAACGUGACUCUAGUGUGUGUGCCGUUAUGUAAUACUUCCGGAAGGCAAAAGAAGCCAGCCCAUCCGCAGGCGGGCGGGCAGGCAGGCACACACGAAACCUGCACACUCCUUCUUACAGGCUGCCUCUGCUGAUAUUCUGUGUGCCUUUGAGGUAGAGCAGUCCUGCUUUUGCUGAUGAGACUUGGUUGCUGUGAUGUUGGAUUUUUAGUUGCUCUCCAUUCAUUCAUGGGCAUAUGUAUAUUGGUCUUUUUAUCUGGAUUUGUUUAGUUUUCGUAAGCUACUCUGAAGACCUUUUUAAUGAAAAUCCAUCUAUACAUUUUCCUGGCAUGUGAUCUUAAAAUGGCCACACCUCAAAGCGAUGGGUUAUGCAAGCAACAUUAGUCAGUUGGAAAGGCUGCUUAGAAGAAUUAGCUCUGGCACAGCAGUCCACCAGAGAGUAAAACUUUCCAUAAAUUCAAGUGAGGUGUCCGAGUGGCAGUUCCAGCCAGAGGAGAGAGCAAAAAUCCCUCUUCAGUUUCUACAGUCUCUUAUGAAACAAGGUUACCUGCACAGAUCCAUGCGCAGGAAGAGCCUUGCAGCUGCUGGAUUAGGCCAGAGGGGGCCCAUCUAGUCCACCCUCCUGUUCUCAUAGUGGUCAUCCAGGUGCCCAGGGCAGGAUUCCCCCAAGCAGGACCCGAGGGCAGAAGCAACGCCCUUCGCCCUUGUGAUUCCCAGCAAGUACCCUUUAGAGCUGGGCAGCCUCCAGUAUUGGAGGUGGUAAACAGUCAUCGCGACUACUUGCCUUAUCCAAGUAGUUGAGUAAAAGGUAAAAGUAAAGGGACCCCUGACCAUUAGGUCCAGUCGUGGCCGACUCUGGGGUUGCGAGGCUCAUCUCGCUUUACUGGCUGUGGGAGCCGGCGUACAGCUUCCGGGUCAUGUGGCCAGCAUGACUAAGCCGCUUCUGGUGCACGGAAACGCCGUUUACCUUCCCGCCGGAGCGGUACCUAUUUAUCUACUUGUACUUGGACGUGCUUUUGAACUGCUAGGUUGGCAGGAGCUGGGACUGAACAACGGGAGCUCACCCGUCAUGGGGAUUCGAACCGCCGACCUUCUGAUCGGCAAGUCCUAGAUUCUGUGGUUUAACCCACAGCGCCACCCACGUCCCUCAGUAGUUGAGUAGAGCCCCUUAAAUUUGCUGCUAGAGAGAUUGUGGAGACGUUUGCUUCUUUCCAAGGGCAAAGGGAAAUGCCAAGUGCUUUCUAGGGAAACUAAACUGUGUUUCAUCCGGGUGGGAAUGGCUGGGUCACAUCCCAACCCCCUGGAAUGCAGGAAUCGCAGUCCCAAGGGCACGGCCACCUCCUUCUGGAUUGCACUCCUGAUCUGUGUGGGAAACUGCAUUUGGGCUUGUGUUCCAAAAUGAUCACUCUUUGCCUUCUCUCUGGCCCUGCAGCUAAAAUAAGGCCACCAGUACUUCGAAAGGCCUGAGAGAUGGUGUCGUGUGGCCGAGAAGUUGUGCUGGUUUUCAUUCUGCCUUUUUGUAGGCCCCCCACCCCACCCCACUUUUUUUCUUAGAAGUUGUUUAUUUGUUCCUGUGGCAUCACCAGUUUUUCACAGGUGAAACUGCAUCAUUUCUGUCUAUGCACUACAACUGUUUGCACGGGUCAACUCUGUUGUAGUUUCCCAGUUUUCAGGAGAGCCUCAUACUUUCCACUACAGAAGCAGAGAAAGUUAGGGAGAAAUUUAGAAGAGACCUUGAGCAAGCAUCGAUUCCUCCUGGUAACAUAGAGGUCUCUCACUAGUGUGAUGCUUGCAGCACCCUUAAGCAUUAUGGGAAUUUUCAGGAGUGGCCAAUAGGAUGGCCAAGACCUCCUGCAACCAUGAAGAUUAAAAGUGUUCUUUCCAAAACAAAUUUGAGCUGGACUCUGAGAUGCUAUAUAUGGUUGUAGGUUGUUCAUAUAUGGCUAAUAAUAAUAAUAAUAAUAAUUUAUUAUUUGUACCCCGCCCAUCUGGCUGGGUUUCCCGAGCCACUCUGGGUGGCUUCCAUAGAAACCAAAAAUACACUAAAAUAUCACACAUUAAAAACUUCCCUGAACAGGGCUGCCUUAAGAUGUCUUCUGAAUGUCAGGUAGUUAUUUAUUGAUAAAAAAGAAUAGCACAUUCACCUCAAUGGAACGCUUGCCUGGGUGUGUCCUGCCGCAUGAUCCCCAGCACUUCCCUUGGCAUCUUACGAGAGGCUGCUUAACUGACCUGCGUCCUUUGAACAAACACGCAGCCUUGACUCUGCCCACCCACCCAAGUCACUCUUGCUUGCUCUGCUCCCCUUCCUUUGAGUUUGUCCCUCCCCUUCCGCCCAGUGAAACGGAGGCUGUUCCAGGAUCUCCUCCCGAUGCAGGUUGCCAGUGAUGGAAUUUGACAAAAGGGCCAUGCACGAAACAGUGUGGUGAUGUAACAUUUGGCUUAUUUUUCGUCAACAAGGGUGUCCUAAUAGAAGGCAGGUUCUCGUUCAGAGCAGUCGCCAAGAUACAGAGCCACUUAGUGGUAGAAGACUGCUAACACGACUGACCUUUUUUUUGUAGUAUAGCAAGGGUCUGUGAACUUUGUUUCUUAAGGAUUCCUGUUCCAGGCCUGUUGUGUUUGUGUUUGCAAAAUGCAUCUCCCUGGAGAGUGCAUUUUGAUUUCAUGUGUACCUUCUUGUCUCUGUGCAUGUGUGUGCUGUGUCCCCACCCUAAAGUAGUUUUCUGGCUAUGGGGCUGUUUAAGAGAGUUCAGAGAAAUGAAAUUAUUACUACUUUUUUGCAAUAUUGGGUCAGUUGUUCAGUUGCAUCUGCACACAUUUGUGGCAUAGCUGAAUUGGGAAGCUGAUGUGUGUAUUUCAGUUUCAUGCUGAAGGCAGGAUCUUCCCAAGUAAGAAAAGAUUCGCUUUCCUUGUUAUUCCACAGCUUCUUGGCUUCUGGGGUUUUAAAAAGCUCUUCAGACAACGCCCAUUUUCUUUUGGCUUGGAUGUUGCCUAUUUCCCUAAGCAGCACUGGGGACAAGGGGACAGGCUGGAGCUCAGGGGCAGAGCGUCUGCCUUGCCUGAGGAAGCUCCCAGGUCUAAUCUCUGGCAUCUCCAGUUCUGGCUGGGUGUCUCCUCUGCCUCCAACCCUGGAGAGCUGCUGCCAGUCUGUGUAGACAAUACUAAGCUAGAUGGACCAAUGCUCAGAGUUGGCACAAGGCAGCAGCUUCCUACAUUCCAGCGACAGUUGUCCCUUAAAAGCACCUGUGUCUUGAUAACACUGUUUAAAACAUCUUUAACUUUAAUUCUGAGAGCCUCCCCAGGCUGCUCUUUCACUGUGGGCGUUUGCAGCUGCACGUUGUGGAUGCAGUAAUAGGACAUUUUUCGCAGCAAACGGCAGGACAGGUGCCAAUCGCAGCUGAAACAGUAUAACCUCCCUGGUAGCAUUGUGAGCGUGAAUUGUCAUGGAUGCACAAUAAAAAGGACAUCUGACGGGAGCCCUAAAUGUCCCUAGGAAGCAGCAGCUGUGGCGCCUCGAUUUCUGUUCCUCUCUUGUUGUGUCUGUGUGAGCCCCCCCUUUUCCGUGCCCCCGCCUGCCUUUGUGUUGCACCCUUUGGUUGACCAUUAUCGCUCCCCUCACCUCCAUAUUUUUCUCCCUUCUCCUCCUCGUUGUAAACUUGCGGCAGGGUCUCCUGGGCGAGCUCAUUCUCUUGCAGCAGCAAAUCCAGCAGCACGAAGAGGAGGAGGCGCGCAGAGCCACUGACCAAUUGGGCCCAGGCUCCUCCCAGCAGAAGCGAAAGGUGAUGACUGAAAGGCACGGGGGGUGCUGUGCAAUUCUUCUCUCACUCCCCCCUCCCCAAAAACCAGUUCUAAUCUAAUGCAAUCCAUCCCGAUCGGACGCUGUGAUUUGAUACCAACCAAUGAAUCCUUGAUUCGACUCUGGUUGUGGGCCCUGGCAGCGAUCUUGCAGCAGUUCCUUGUCUGUGAAAGUUUUCUCACCGCACUGUCUUUCAGCAUGGUGAUUUCUGGGGUUUUAAUGCUGUGAUCAAAACUGAUGUUUGUCGUGGGAAAGAUUUGCACUUAAUUUUGUUUCUGGAACCCCACUAACUUGUUCUACUAACUUUUAACUGAAUAUUCAUAGCCUCAUAGAGCUGAAAGGGACGCGGAGGGUCAUCUAGCCCAAUCUCGGGGAAUGAUUAAAAAAAAUCAGAUUUUUUUAUUUUAAUCAGAUUUUUAAAAUAAGAUGCUUUUGGAGGAAAAACCUUUCUAAAGAUAGUUUUCUACUUAAGUUACAUUAUAGUCCAAAGGCUAUUCAUCAGGAAAUAAGGAUUUGUUUCAAGUUUUUCGUGUGUGCUAAAACUCGAGUCUAAGUUGUGUGUUUUUUUAAUUGUUUAACCAUAUCAGUUAACAAAUAUGGAUACAUAUGCUAUAAUGUUAUUGUUUUAGUUAAAUAAAUUGUUUAAAUUGUUAUUGAAAGGAUUAAUUUUGUCCUUCCAGUAACAGUUAUAAUAAUAUAAACAGUUAACUUAUUAAACCUCACAGUAAUUUAAUAAUUAUCUGUCUAUGUAUUUCUAAUAGUAUAAUCAAAUCAGUACCUUUUGAUAUAAUUGUAAAAACUACUCUGAAAAUUUAUUAUUCCAGAAAUGAAACCUUCAUCUGGUUGUAAAUAUUAAGAUUAUACCAGCGAGAAUGAGUCUGUAAAAAAUGAUAUAAAUCAAGUCUUACUAACUAGUGAGUUAAAUCAUGAUUUGAAUCAAAUCCACCCUGCUUGUGCAGUGCAGGAAUCACAGCCACAACACCCCUGGCAGAGGGAGGGCCACCCAUUGUCAAACGGCUCUAUCAAGGGGACGGUCCCUGCCUAUCUCUCUCUCUGAAUCCCCAGUGCUGGAAAGAAAGGGGAGGGUGGAUGCCUUUAUGAGCUCCCUGGAAGCACCUGGUUGGCCCCUGCUGGAAGUAAGAGAGACCCUUUUUGGUCCGAUCCAGCACAGCUCUCCUCCUCGCACUCUUCUUGGUCAUAAUUUUGAAUAGGGAAAUUGCUUAGGGCAGCUUUUAAGUAGGGGCUGCAAUGGGCUUGCUGGUUUAUAUGACCAAGGUGGGACAUAACCUCUGCUUGUGGGCAAGUUGACAGAGAUAUCCAUUCAUGCUAUGGACUGCAAAUUUGAGCAAUGGGCCUGUGAGACAGAGCCCAUUAUAGACACAACACACAGGUAUUGUGACUUUUCACUGAAGCCCCCUUGGAUGCUAUUUGUGAGUGGGGACCAAAUCCUGUGAAGUCGAGGAGCAGCUGUAGAAAUGGGGAACUGCCAGAAGCAGAAAUGUCUUCAGAAACCAGGAGCGCCUAGGCUUGCUUGCGUUUGGAUCAGUGCCUCAGAAGCCUGCUUGUUCCACGCUGCCGUAUAGUGGCGUCUGCUCAGGCUUUUCCUUGGCUUCUGUGCAGGGAGAGAGUGCUGGCCUUUUCGCUCGGCUGUUGGGAACAGCUUUGCAUGUCCCGCUGUGUGUACAAAGCUGGCUCUGGCUUCAGCACGGAGAAACGUUCUCCGUUGCGCAGAGGUCUGCGUGUGCCAGAGUGCCCUGCAGAGCCGUGGAUUGUGGCCAGCCUGCCCAUGGUGUUGGCAGGAGCUACUGAAAAUGUGACAGCAGCCACAAGGCACAAAGCACGUGUCCUGCACAAGCAGCGAUGGAACGAGCAGGAUCUUGCAGUUGGCCCCUGUGCUGUGUGACAUUCCUGCUCUUUGCUCCUGGUGCCCCCAGACACCUCCGCUUCCCUCCCCAGCCUUCACUAUUUAGAUAAUAGAUGACACGUCUGAUGGGUGUGUCAGUGGCUGCUUCUUUCCUUGCUUUCAUAAAGGACGAUCAACUGCCUCCAUCCUGAGAAUCUAAAAACGUGCAUCACCGGCCUCCCUGGGGCGUGUGUGCCUGCUUCUUUUAUCACCUGCAGCGUUUGGCAAAUAAGUUAGAAUGGGAGGAUUCCAGCUACUUCUCUCAGAAGUUGUCAAACAAAAGUCAGGUCCCUUCAUGUAACACACACACACACAAAGCAAAAGCUCCAGGGUCACAAUAAAAGGCAGUGUGAGCCCACCUCUGCUUUGUGUUCAGAUUCCAAAGGGAAAAGGAGCUCCCCCCAAAAGAAAAGAUCAUUCAUGCACAGAGGUGUGCCCAUGCAUGUGUGCGUGUGAGAGAGAUUAUAUGAGAGCAAAUUAAACAUGCAAGUUUUCACUAGGCAGUUAGUUUUCUCGUGCACCUAACAAACACAGUUCUUGAAGCAGGAAAUUCACCCAUUCUGGGUUUGUUUGAGUGUGCUCAGGCAAGCCUAUUAGUUGCCAGUGGAAGCUGUUAUGUUUUUUGUUUCUUCUUGGUCAUUAAAACCGGACCUUUUACAUGCUCAAAUCGUGUUUAUAAGUUGCUUCCUGUUUCAAAGUAGGACUUCUGGCUGCCCCUUGGGAGAGCGGCCAGCCCUAGAGGCCUGCUGGCAAGUGUUGGCCUUCUUUGAGAUGAGUGGCUGGGCCUCCAGCCCAUCUGCAGGGAAGCGUGUCGCUAGCCAUGUCCAGCAUCCCUUUGUGGGAGCCACAGCCACUCACAUCAGUGUCCUUUCUCUGUCCUCAUGUGCUGGGUGGCAGCUGGGAUGUUUCAAAUCAGGCACUUUUCCACCUUGAGUGUCCUCCGGCUUCUCCUGGACAGCAAAGUUGUUUGUGGCCUAGACUGCCAUUUCUGGAGCCAGAGCAAAAACAGGACUUCCUUUUUUGAUAUAAAAACCAGCUCUUUGUAUAUGUGGAGCAGAACAGAAGGCUUUGCCACACUGGAACAGUUCACUGCAAGACCCAGUUGACCCUGGGGCGUUAGUGGGCUGUGAAGUACAUGGAGCAAAGCCUGGCAGCUAAACGAGGGCUCCUUCCCAAACUCCUGGGUCUUUACUUAUCCUGGCACAUGCCUCCCACCGCUGGGCAUCAGCGCACAUACGAGACCCGCCAAGUUUCAAGGGGCUUCAGCAAAUAACCCUGCGCUUGGGGGCAUCUAGAAUGACGAUUUAACGAAGACUGCACAUGAGGCUGCCUUGCCAAGUAACGUUAUGGGGUUGUAAGGUGAUAGUAAGAAGUGUUGACUUUUCUUUUUAAAGGGGUGAGUGAGUGUACCAGCCAUUAUCUCAAGUAACUUGAAUUAAAGAGAUGCUUCUCCCCUCUCCCCCGACUGAGUCUUUUUCUCUGUCGCUUUGACAAAGAAAACUUGAUUGGAGGUUCUUUUCUUUUUUUUGUCUCCUGAACAUAAAAUAAUCCCAAGACAUUUAUGCUUGUGACUCUUGCAGGUUUCUGACAAAGAAAAGGUAGAUCAGCUGCAAGAAGAACUCCUGCGCACUCAGGUAGGGUGGCCUUGCUGGUGUUACAGUCAGAAUUCACACGGGGCAAAGGAAUUGGGUCUGACUCACUGCAAAUUCAUUAACUUCCAGAGCUUUGAUGUUAACCAGGCCCCAUAUUGAAGGACUGGGGGGAGAGGGCUAUAAUAUUUAAAAGCGAAACAAACAAAAGGUGAACGGCGCAACUCUGUGGGUGGCCGAUCACAGCCACCCAUUUGUGUCAUUCAUGGGGAUGCGACCUGAGAGAGGAGGCGUUGCAGACUCCAAAUGAUGUUGUGCCAGUGUGCAAAUUCCAUUAUUCAAGUUGAAAAGACCUUCCCAAAUCUUUUCAUAUUUUUUUUCAUUUGGAUCUAUCAGCCUCUUACAUCACUGCCUAAUUUUCUGCUGAAUUCAGUCAGAAUCCUUCCGUAAGUGACUGUGCUUAUGAUAUCAGCCAAGGAUGCCACGCUUUCUGUUGAAUUUCAUCAGUUGAUUCAAAUUUGUUCUAUUGCAUUUCAUUAGGUCAGAGUCCAUAAGGCAAUUCAUUUAUUUAUGAUGGUGGUGAUGUAACUAUGCUGCUAGGGCAGAUUUGGUUCAAGAGAGCAGGGCCCUGUUAGCACUGAGUCUCCUUUCUUUGCCUUCCUGCUCCCCUCUUACCCUGACCCCCUACCCCCCAGUUUUCAAAGUUUCAUUAUUGUUUUGCAGUUGAAAUAUCAACGGAUGCUUGAGCGUUUAGAGAAGGAGAACAAAGAGCUCAGGAAGAUUGUCUUGCAGAAAGAUGACAAAGGCAUCCACCAGAGGAAGCUGAAGGUAUUCCCCACCCCCCCAAUGCAAAAUUUGCGCAAAACCUCACCAGUUUCCCCAGUGCUGGGCCUUCUCUUCCAUCUUUGCUCGUCUCUGCUUGCCCCUUUCAGCAGUAGUUUUGGUUAAUAAAAAAAUAAAGCCAUUUCCUUGAGUGAUUGGUGCUCCUUCUGAAGGGAAAUGCCAGUUUGCAUUCUGUGAUCCUAUCCUGAUGUCCUAUCCUGGUUCCAGUGUAAGACGCAGCCUGCUCUGCCAUUAUCGGUCUCAUAGAUUAAGCUGCAGGGAUAGGAGAGCAAACAGACACUUGGUUUUCGGUGCUGCCAGAAGUCUUUCUGAUGCUUUGGGCACAGUUCAAAUUAGCUUUCUUUCAUUCUCUUGUUCUUUCUUAGAAAUCUUUGAUUGACAUGUAUUCUGAAGUCCUGGAUACUCUGUCGGAUUACGAUGCCAGCUAUAAUACCCAUGAUCAUUUACCUCGGGUAAGUGAGUUAUCAGUGUUCAACCAUUUCACAUUUGCAGUAAAGACUGGCAUAGCUUAAUGCCCUCCAGUUCAAUCACACGUGUUGUUGUUUUUUAACAGUAGAUAGGCAACGUUUUGCUUGAUUUAGGGACAUCUUAAGUAGAAAGUAACUAGUUUCUACGUUUUCUAUAAAUAAAUACAAUGGGAUCUUCUGAAUUUAUCUUCUGAAAAGCUUUCCCCCAACUACCAACAACAACAACAAUAAAUUUUAUUUAAACCCUGCCCUCCCCGGCCAGAGCCGGGCUCAGGGCGGCUAACACCAAUAAAAUCACAGUAAAAACAUAACAGGGGGGAAAGAGAGGGGGAAACCCCAAUUUUAAAUACAGGUUAAAAUGCAAUUUAAAAUGCAGCCUCAUUUUAAAAGUAGCCCAUAAAUCAAAACCUUAAGGGGAGGGAAACAUAAGGGUCAGACCGAGUCCAAACCAAAGGCCAGGCAAAACAGCUCUGUCUUGCAGGCCCUGUGGAAAGAUGUCAAGUCCUGCAGGGCCUAGUCUCUUGAGCGUUCCACCAAGUUGGGGCCAGUACUGAAAAGGCCCUGGCCCUAGUUGAGACCAAUCUCACCUCCUUGAGGCUUGGGACCUCCAAAGUGUUGUUAUUUGUGGACCUUAAGGUCCUCCGCGGGGCAGACCAGGAGAGGCGGUCCCAUAGGUACAAACAACUAAAGAAGCCAAUUCCUGAUAUAUAAUCUGGAGUAGCCUGGUAAAAAGUGCGCUUUGUCACGAGUCGAGGGUGGCUGGCGCAUGAGUUUCGGUUAAAAGCUGGUGAUUCGAAUGUUUCCCUUCAAGGUUGUAGUGGUUGGAGAUCAGAGCGCUGGAAAAACCAGUGUGCUGGAGAUGAUCGCUCAAGCCCGGAUCUUCCCUCGAGGCUCUGGGGAAAUGAUGACUCGUUCGCCCGUUAAGGUGAGAACACCGAAUUUAGCAGGUGUUGGAGGCACAAAAGGCAUCUGUCACCCUCCUUGUGUGGCUCUCGUGAAACUUGCUCAAGGGUUUUUGCUUUAAUUGCUGCCUGCUGCUGUUUCUCCCCUUGGUCCACUAGGUCACCCUCAGUGAAGGUCCCCACCACGUGGCCAUGUUCAAGGACAGCUCUCGAGAGUUUGAUCUGACCAAGGAGGAGGAUGUAAGUUGGAAGAAAGAACUUUUUGCAGCCGUGGAAAUCGUUUGCAUUGUACACCUGAUCACUUUCAUUGGGGGAGAGACAGACAUGUGUCUUGAACAUUCCUUUCCCUGUUAAAAUGAAGAAAAUAGAACUGGACACCUGUUGAAAUGGUGCUGUGCCUGGUUUCUUUCUUUCUUUUUUUAUAGAUUUUUGUCUAUAAAUUUUUAUAGAUUUUUAUCUAUAAAUUUUCUAUAGAUUUUCCACAAUGAUAACACAAACCACAAAGCAGAAUGAUACACAAAAACAGAAAGAAAGAAGGGGGGUGGGAAGGAACAAUAAACAGAUAAAUAAUAACAACAAACUUAAUUCUUCACAAAUCCAACCUUUUAAACAUCUUGGUUGACUUCCUCAAGUCCCUCCCUUCUGAGUUUCCUUGUAGUUAAAAGUAACAGCUUCCCAAUAUCAUUAUUAAACUAAAACAAUUUCCAAUUAUAGUCCAUCUUAUUCACUUUUCUUAACAUUCUAAAUCCCAUUUAUUUAAUUAUAAUUUAGUUUAAUCUUAGGCCUAUUUGGUUCUUUCAAGUAAUUUCUAAUUUUUUAUAUUACAACAUUUAUUCAAAUAGUCCUUAAAUUUCCUCGCUGUGCCUGGUUUCUGGUUGUGACCUCUGAUUGUGCUUAAACAGCUGGCAGCCUUGAGGAAUGAGAUUGAGAUCAGGAUGAGGAAGAGCGUGAGUGACGGCUGCACCGUCAGCACUGAGGUGAGGCCUGGCUGCUGACUUCUUUCCGCUGGUCCCAGAGCUCCCUUGGGUCCCCAUCCAGCAAUUGCUUGUGGGGCACCCUGAGCAUUGUUUUCUACGUAGUAUUUUUCUUUAAAAGGAGGCUCCCUGACGUGGAAAUCGCUCUUCCUUGUUUCCUUCCACAGACCAUCUCCCUCAGCGUUAAGGGUCCUGGCCUGCAAAGGAUGGUGCUGGUGGAUUUGCCGGGCGUCAUUAGCGUGAGUAGACAAUGCUUCUCCUCCUCUGAUCCUCCCCGUUCCUUCGAGAUGGGCUGCAGUGGACUUUUCCCAGGCUCCUGGGUCCACCUGGGACUUCAGGCAGAGGCUUCUCAGUGGUGGCGCCUUCACUUUGGAAUCGCCCACCUGACAACGUGGUUAACUGAAUUUUGGUGCAGAGUGAACAUGUCUUUACAGGAAGGUUGGUGGGAGGUGGAAUUUUUUGCAAUCUUUUUUUGCGUUUAGUUUUGAUAUGAUUUGUUUUAUCAUCCAUACACUCCUUUCCCAGCCUUAUUACUAAUUGUGAUUUAACAAUAAUAAUAAUAAUAAUAACAACAACAACAACAACAACUAUUUGUAGUAGUAAUGAUAAUAAGUUUAUUAGUAUUUAUUUAUUUAUUUUAUUUAUUUCAUUUAUUACCCGCCCAUCUGGCUGAGUUUCCCCAGCCACUCUGGGCAGCUUCCAGCAGAAUAUUAAAAUACAAUGAUUCAUCAAAUAUUGAAAGCUUCCCUAAAAAGGGCUGCCUUCGAACGUCUUCUAAAAGUCAUAUAGUUGUUUCUUUCCUUGACAUCUGAUGGGAGGGCAUUCCAUAGGGUGGGCGCCACCACCGAGAAGGCCCUCUGCCUGGUUCCCUGUAACUUCGCUUCUCGCGGUGAAGGAACCGCCAGAAGGCCCUCGGAGCUGGACCACAGUGUCUGCACUGAACGAUGGGGGUGGAGACGCUCCUUCAGGUCUACUGAGCCAAGGCCGUUUAGGGCAUUAAAGGUCAGCACCAGCACUUUGAAUUGUGCUUGGAAACGUCCUGGGAGCCAAUGCAGGUCUCUCAGGACCAGUGUUAUAUGGUCUUGGCGGCCGCUCCCAGUCACCAGUCUAGCUGCUGCAUUUUGGAUUAGUUGCAGUUUCUGGGUCACCUUCUAGUUGCAGAAGUCCAAGCAGAAGAUACCUAGAGCAUGCACCACUCUAGUGAGACAGUCUGCGGGCAGGGAGGGUCUCAGCCUGCGUGCCAGAUGGAGCUGGGAGACAGUUGUCCUGGACACUGAAAAACUAUAAACUAUAGAUGUGUUCUUCCACUAUCAUCAGCUGCCUGGUUGCCCCCAAUUUUUCCUAAUAACCACAGGGAGGUGGGAAAAUGCUUGGCUCAUAUUUAUAGAUAACACUUUCUCUCUCACAUACAUAUCAUAAUGUUAGGGCCACUCUUAUGGUCUUAACGCCUUCAAGAACUUGAGAGCAGUUCUUGAAAUCAGCUGCCGAGAGAUGCUGUUGAACCUCCUUCCAAGGAUAGCUUUUUAAAAAGAAGCUGGGCAUGCACCUGCCAGGGAUAUCUGAUCCAUCUGCUUCCUCCCAGUUCUUUGACACCACCUGUUGCUCUUUUCCUGCCCUUCCUGAUCUCUUUCCCCAGACGGUGACGUCAGGGAUGGCCCCGGACACAAAGGAGACGAUCUUCAGCAUCAGCAAAGCCUACAUGCAGAAUCCCAACGCCAUCAUCCUUUGCAUUCAAGGUAAAGGAGGAGGUCGGAGAGCCACUGGAAUGUCCUUGUGUCUUGGUUAAUGAAUCUCUGCAACGUCACCAGUCAUUCCCUCUGGGAGACUUGUUUGUGAGCACAGACCACGCCUGCUCCUUCUUUGGGGUUGGGGUUGUAGAGGGCAGGGCAGGGCAGAGGGAUGGAAUUAGCUGGCCACCUCUUCUUUUUUCUGGCUUUGGGACUUAAUCAGUUGUGCUUUCUGGGCCCCAAGUUGAGCCACUGGGCAUGUUCUGGGUUUAGCUCUUACCUUCAAAUGAGUUUCGAUUCAGGUAGGUAGCCGUGUUGGUCUGACGCAGUUGAAAUAAAUUUUAAAAAAUUAAAAAUUGUCCAGUAGCACCUUAGAGACCAACAAAGUUUGUAAACUUGUUGACGACUGUUAAAGACUGUUUACAGGUUUACCAAACCCAUUGAGCCAAUCACCCAUCUCCUACUACCGUUCUGAGAAAAACCCCACCCCACCCUCCCACUAUAUACAGUCAUAAAAGGUAAAGGGUAAAGGGGCCCCUGACCAUUAGGUCCAGUUGCAGAUGACUCUGGGGUUGCUGCGCUCAUCUCGCUUUAUUGGCCAAGGGAGCCGGCGUACAGCUUCCGGGUCAUGUGGCCAGCAUGACUAAGCCACUUCUGGCGAACCAGAGCAGCGCACGGAAACGCCGUUUACCUUCCCACCGGAGUGGUACCUAUUGAUCUACUUGCACUUUGACGUGCUUUUGAACUGCUAGGUUGGCAGGAGCUGGGACCGAGCAACGGGAGCUCACUCCGUUACGGGGAUUCGAACCGCCUACCUUCUGAUCUGCAAGUCCUAGGCUCUGUGGUUUAACCCACAGCGCCACCCGCGUCCCUCAUAUACAGUCAUACCUUGGGUUAAAGUUGCUUCAGGUUGAGUGUUUUCGGGUUGCGCUCCGCAGCGACCCGUAAGUAAGGGAAUACAUUACUUCCAGGUUUCGCCGCUCGCGCAUGUGCAGACGCUCAAAAUGACAUCAUGCACAGAAACAGCAAAACACGGCACGCGCAGACGCGGGUUGCAUUCACUUCUGGAUGUAAACAGGGCUCCAGAACGGAUCCCGUUUGCAUCCAGAGGUACCACUGUAUAAGGGUCUUCGGUUUCAGUGUAUCUGAAGAAGUGUGCAUGCACACGUCUUCGGUUUCAGUGUAUCUGAAGAAGUGUGCAUGCACACAAAAGCUUAUUCCCAGAACAAACUUAGUUGGUCUCUAAGGUGCUACUGGACAAUUUUCUUAUUUAUUUCAACUUCAAAAGAGUUGUUCAGCUCCUGCUUUGUUGCUGAAAACGCUUUGCAUGUUCUGCGAGGUUAUGGCCAAUCUGCUUCGUUUCCAGACGGGUCUGUGGACGCUGAGCGCAGCAUCGUCACCGACUUGGUCAGCCAAAUGGACCCUCAGGGCAAGAGGACAAUCUUUGUUCUGACAAAAGUGGACCUCGCCGAGAAAAACGUGGCCAGUCCAAGCAGGGUGAGGAAGAGGAGGGUGUGGAGGAGUGAUUUUGUCCAGCAGAUGCUGACGGGGCCUCCGGGGAGGGCAAGAAGAAAAACUUCUGCUGGAAGAUCCCAAAGGAACUUCUUAUUUUGACAACUUGAUUCCCAGAGCUGUUGGGAGUGAUUAGAUGGCUUCUGUUCUCAAAGGUGUCAGGUUUGCUCUGCAGAAACUGCGUGACUCUGAUUUUUGUUUCCGGAUUGAUUUGAUUGAUCGAAAAUAUUUAUAGAAAGGGACUCCAAGGGUCAUCUAGUCAAAACUUCUGCAAAGCAGGAAUCACAGCUAAACAACCCGUGAGAGAUGGCCAUCCAGUCUCUGUUGAAAAGAGUCCACCACCUUCUGAGGGAGUCCGUUCCACUGUUGAGCAGCUCUUAAUGUCAGAAAGGUCUUCUUAAUGAUUAGUCAGCAUCUCCUCGCUAGCCAUGUUAUAGUGCUUAAUGCAUAGAAUUCCUACGUGGUUUACAUAAAAUCAUACAAAAUUACAAUUUAAAGUUACUUAUAUAUCAGACAUAAAAUACAUCACAGCAGUGAUGCACGAGCCAGAAGGAGCCCCUGCAGACAGAUGAGUCUCUGGGAGGUGCUUAAAAUCCACUGCACUUGCUUCUGAAUGGGCUGAGCAUGGGGGGGCGCAGUCCCAGAGGGUUGGGGCCACAACUGAGAAGGCCAAGGGUUUUGCCCAGGCUUUUCUCUGACUUUGGCACCAGGAAAGCUUGCUUUCUGAAGUCAGCAAACUUUUAUGGGCUCCCCCAACCCCCCAGGAGUGUGUAUGUGGAACUGUUUCUUUCUUUUUCUUUGAUGAAAACAGUUAUAGCUUACGAGAAAAGUUGCUACCUGGGAGAUAGUCCAAUAUUUAAAUGUUCUCAGGUUUUUGUGUGUGUAAGAGUGUUAUAAUUGCUCCUUUUACAAAAGAGCCUACUUCUUAUUUUUAAAGCACUCUGCAGAUAGUUAAAGCACUGGGCUGUUGCCGGGGGGUUUUAAAGCCCCUGAACUUGAUUCAGGACUGGCUUUCAUGGCUUUUGUCAGGCUAAGACGUGCGCACCCCCGACCGCUGUUUCCUAUUUUGUAUCUUCUUUCACUGUUUGAGUAAAGGAAAGCUGAGAACUCCUACGAGAUCAGCUUUGCUGCUUUCCCAUUUUCACAGAUCCAGCAGAUAAUUGAAGGCAAGCUCUUCCCAAUGAAGGCUCUUGGGUAUUUUGCAGUCGUCACAGGAAAAGGUAAUCCUAGCUUUGCAUUGGGCCAGCGGGUGGAGCCACAGCGCGUAUGCUGGACAGUGCUGAGUGGGUUUUUCUUUCUCUCCCUCCCUCUCCCUCUCCCCCUGCCCCCCAACCCGGCUGCCUCUAGGAAAUAGCUGCGAAAGUAUUGAAUCUAUUAAAGAGUACGAAGAGGAAUUUUUCCAAAACUCCAAACUACUCAAGUAUGCCAAUAUUUGUUCUUGUUUUUGAAGUGCCUCUUGCUGGUUUUAGUGCCAGUGGGCGGUGCAGGGUUUAGGGGGUGGGGUGUGUGAAACAUGGGCUGAAAUGGUUUGUCAGAAAGCAAAGUGUGAUUGCCUGAGAAGUUGCUUUGAACGGGCCAUCCUGGAAGACUUUCCGACUCCACAUGACUUCCCUGAUGAGCUUGUGGAAGCUUUCGUCACCAAAAUGGGGGCCUUUCACCCCUCCGAAAUGUCACGUGCGGGGUUAAUCCUGUGCGAGAGCCCAGUGGAAAUGCCUCGGGAAUAAACCAGAAACUCCCAGCCUCUGAUCUGGAGAAAUGCAGUGGUUGUGUGCAACAUUCCCGGAGGGAUUUGGACCUGAAGAUAAUUCAUAGGAAAACCUAACACGGUUGUAUCCAAGCAAUGGCUUUGUGUUAAUGGAAAAAACUUUGUGUCUAGGAAAGCUGCCCCCUGGGGUUCAGGGACUCUUGGUAACAGUGUGGGAUAAAGUGCAGAGAACUUCAGUAGGUAGGAAAGAUCAGCAGAAAUUGGGGCACUGGGCCUUUGCACGAGCGCAAAUGAUUUCCAUUAAUGCAAAGCUACCACUGGAUAUAACCGCAGGUGAAUGGACUCUGCCUUCCUUGAAGGUCCAGGCCAGGGCCAGGUCCUUCUGUGUCUGCUCCCUAGUCCUUAGUCCUUGUGUGUUAGGGCUGGAGCUUCAUUCUGGCUGAGAAGUUCCAUCCUGCCGCAGGGCAGGAGCACAGAAUGUGCUUCUACGCUCUGCCCGUCUUUCUGUUAGUUCUGGGCAGGCUUCUCAAAUUCACGCCCUGUGGUCAGCAGCCCUCCAUUCUCUGGGCCGUACGAUGAGCCCCAAUUUGGAGCUAAUGGGGGGACAUGGGGUGGGCAUCAUCCCCAGCUUUGCACAGUGAAACUGGGGGACUAUAUGCCCCUUCUCCAUGUUGGGCAAACAGCAGGAGCCCAGGAGCCGCCCAUUUGUGGAUCCCUGUUUCUGACGUCUCACAAGGUCCUCCUUCCUAAAUGAAAUUAUACUGUCUCUUGGCUCCAGAGGAAAACCAUAGAAUUGCAGAGUUGGACACCCAGGAUCAGCUAGUCCAUGGGUAGGCAACCUAAGGCCCGUGAGCCGGAUCCAGCCCAAUCGCCUUCUAAAUGCAGCCCGUGGACGGUCCAGGAAUCAGCGUGUUUUUACAUGAAUAGAAUGUGUCCUUUUAUUUAAAAUGCAUCUCUGGGUUAUUUGUGGGGCAUAAGAAUUGUUCAGUCCCCACUCCCCCAAAAAAUAUAGUCCGGCCCCCCACAAGGUCUGAGGGACAGUGGACCGGCCCCCUGCUGAAAAAGUUUGCUGACCCCUGACCUAGUCAAACCCCUUUCAAUGCAGGAAUCACUACAAUACUACUACUAAGAGUAAUAAUAAUAAUAAUUUUAUUAAUUAUACCCCGUCUGUCUGGGUUUCCCCAGCCACUCUGGGUGGCCCCCAAGAGAAGAAUAAUAAUAAGCAAUAAAACCUCAAACAUUUGUGAAAUGGGACUGUCUACUCUGGUGUAUUUUGAGGUGUGGACUACAAUGUGCUUCCCCCUGCCCCAGCACCACUACCAGUUUUCCCCCUUUCCCCUGUAUUUGCUUCUUUAUUUUUUUUGUUGGAGAAGGUGUUCUCUCACUUGCAAAUCCGCCCCAGUGUUUGUGUCUCUGUCGUGUCCUUUGCAGGAACUGCAUGCUGAAGGCCCACCAGGUGACCACGCGGAACCUCAGCCUUGCCGUGUCGGACUGUUUUUGGAAAAUGGUGCGAGAGUCUGUGGAGCAGCAGGCGGACGCUUUCAAAGGUAACGGUUGCGCUGGCAGAUCUGUAGGAAGCCUUGGACUGAGGAGUCCCUCUCUUCUCAGGAGCCGGGCCUGUCCUGGUGUCUGAUUCCCCUGGAUAUGGGGAGUAUUGCUGGGCCCUCCUCAGGAGUCUUACUGUAAACAGCUUUCUGGACUUAUCCAAAAAAGUUGGAAUGUUGGUCUGUUGUUGUUUUAGCUUUUUGAAAGUUUUGAAUGGUGGUCAUUUUUCCUUACUGACAAUUUUAUUGUUUUACCGAUUUUGUAAACUGCUUUGAAGUUUGUGUACAAAUUGUAUGCAAUCAAUAGAAAUCUGUGCGCUGCAAACGUUUUAAGCUGCGCAGCAGUUUGCGAGUGACACACCGUUGACAGACAGGAUCCACGUGUCAGAAUGCGCUUGCCUCUCUGUACGAUGGCAAAACGUGUGCUGGGGGGUUGGAAUGGACGUGUUUCCCAACCUGGUUCUUUAAUAUGCUGUGCAUUUUUUGGCAUGGGUGUUGUUUCUGCAUCUAGGGAGGAAAUGCAUUGCCUAGAGCCCCACAUAAGAAGAGGAUGGGUGGAAACUGACUUUCCAGCCCUCUUCUUUCCCUGGCAGCCCCCCCCCCCCAGGCUCGCUUGAGGGGGAGGCAUGAAAAUGGUGUGGAGGCACCUUCCGUAUGCGUGGCUCCAGGCACAGAAAGCCCCCCCCCCCAAUUUCCACAAUUGACACAGCUCAUUCAGUCGGGUCCCCAGGGGCAGGAGUCGGCUGCUGCCCCCUCACUUUAGAGGGUGAAUCUCUGGCUCCAGAUAAACUAGCCACGGAUUUGACCUCCCUUCCCCUGAAUUUCUCCCCAUAGCAACCCGCUUUAAUCUGGAGACUGAGUGGAAGAAUAACUACCCCCGCUUGCGAGAACUUGACCGGGUAAGUCCAUUUCCUGGCUGAGAGCCAGAGGGGGCCUUGGUCUCCAUCCUCUUUUGGGGAGAGCUUUGAUGGGAGAGGGUCGGCCUGUGUUUUACCUGGGCUGGGAGCCCCGUCCUGCUGGCACUGCUGCUGCAGUUACGGAGUAGCUUCCUCAGGGAGACCUGUUGAUCAGUAUCCCUGCGUAGCUUUUUGUGCUUUUGUCCUGGGACGCACAUGGGCUGGUGGGGGCAGGAGGGAGGAGGGAGGACUGGACCUGGGAGGGGAAUCGGGGCAUCUUGAGCCGCUCAGCCAAACAUCAGAACCGCUGCUUGAGGGGUCUCUGUGUUUGAAGGGGGCCACUCAAGGGCCCCCAGUUAAUUUCACUGAAGGAGCAGCCUGUCGUUUGCCCAUCCUUGAGCUUGAUAGCCCUGGGGUCUCAAUCCGCACAGCAUGUCCGUGUACGUUCCUCCGUCUGACUUAUCGCAAGCGUCUCAGUGGCUACAAACGCUUCUCGUUUUUCUGUCUAGAAUGAACUGUUUGAAAAAGCAAAGAACGAGAUCCUCGAUGAAGUCAUAAGCUUGAGCCAGGUGACACCAAAGCACUGGUACAGUAAUUAGUUGGAGAUUUUUAUUUUGCUUCUUCGUUCUGUGCUGGCUUUUCGGUUUAUAGAGCAGGUUCUGCGAAGAUUAAAAUAGGCUGCCCUGCGUUCUCCGUGAUCCUGUGAUGAUGCCAUAUAUCUCAGAAAAGCCCAUCUGGGAUCCAUCCACUCCUUUCUCCCUAUAAAACAUUUAUUGGUUCUGCGUGUCUGACUUUGGCAACCCCUGGCCAUUCUGGGGGAGGACUGGCAAGUUUGCUGCUCUCUUAAGAGAAAUCCUAGCGUCUGUUGCUGACUGUUCUUCGUCCAUGAGUUAUAGAAGCCAGCAGAGAGGGGAGAGUCUUUUCUAAAUAUAGGCAAAAGCAACCCUUUGCAGAAGGCCGUAAAUACUCUGCUCUUUACUUAAAUGAAAACCAAAAGAAAAAAGGAAAGAGGGAGAGUCUGCGCCCGGAAAAGUUGGACUUUACGAAAGGCCUCUAUUCAGCAUGGGAAGCUGUGUCUGUGUGGAUCUUUUGCCCAGUUUGGCUCCCUUCGCCGGCCUUUAGGGCAAAGACCAGGCCAGGAUCUGGGCAUGGCUGCAGGGCUAUGUGUGCAUAUGCAGCCCUUCCGGCAAUUUCAGAAGGAGGUGCUGCUGGAGCACUGGCCCAGUCCUCCUUUGCAGCCUUCAGGGCUGGGGACCGCCAGGAAGUUGACCCUCUUUGAUUCCGUUUUAGCAACACAAGUGUUUUCUCGCUGGAGACUCUUUUCUUCCAGGCAGGCGGUUCCUUGUGGAGCGUUUUGCGCAGUGCCUUUUAGAUUCUCUCCUGCCAGAUCAGGCCUGGAGGCUUUGAUGGAUGAACUGAAUUGUGUCGCGUUCCGGGAACAGCAUUCGCUGAACGGAUUAAUUUGCUUUGGGCCAGAACUUGACAUAAACCAUCAUUUGGCCAAACACAAUAGUAAUCCGUGCUUUUAGAGGGGGUUUUUUGGUUUUGCUUUUUCUUUAAAUUCUUCAGUUCCUUUUAAGUUCUCAUAAAUAACUCUUACAAGGUUUGAAAACCUGGCUGCCUGCUCUACUUUUAAAGAGCAGAGCAAGUCUGAACCCAUCUGGGCUCACUUGGCAAUUUUGAGCUUACCACAAAAGGGAGACUCUCUCCGUAGCAAUCAAGCAAAGGCUGGAAUUUAGCUGGCAUUACUAAGACGCAACUGAAGGAGCAGAAAGGGUUUCCAGUGAUCCUGCCGGAUGAUCCUCACAAUCACAGGAGAGGAGUGCAGGGAUCUGCUGCUGCUGCUUGCCUUGGGAAGCAAGCUGUAGUCAAGCUGGUUUUCAGCAGGCUACGCUCUCAUCCAUUUGCUCCAUGCAGUAUAGUACGGUGGCGUCUCAUGUGAGGGUGCUGUAGGUUAUGAGAAAGCUAGAGCAAUAAUCCGCCAACGAAUUUGGGAUGUGGAACUGCAAUGUCACGUGCGCGAGAUGAAUAAACACCCUGCGCGAGAUGAAUAAACACCCAGCAAUAAAAGAUAAUGGGAGAGGGUUUACCUCAGCAAUAUAUCUGUCAAAAUUACAAAUACCCAAUUACAGACGGUCAUUCACCCUCGCUAGAUUCAACGUGCUGCCAUCUGCCUUAUUGCAGGGCAGAUUCGAGGGUAAACCGUACGCGGAACGAGUCUGCCCCUGCGGCUUGAUGGAGGUAGAAACUGUCUCUCAUGCCUUGUUAUGCUGUCGUUUCUACGGGGAUAUACAUUUGGUACUUAUCAUCCCUUCUAUACAGAAAUCUCCAAAUGGGUCCGAACUUCAAUCUCUAAAAUCCCUGGUAGAGGACAAGGAUCCAGAGAUCAAGCAAAGGGUGGCCAAAUUCUGUGCGACUGCCAUAAAACUUAGGGAACAAGCUGUGCUACCAUAAUGACUAAGGCCUUAAAUGACAAUUUUAGGUUAUAUUUUAGUGAUUAAGAUUUAACAUAUAUUUUUAACUGCUGCUAUAUCUGUAUUGCCCCUGUUAUACCCAAUUGCAAAUUCAAAUGUAUCCCUAUCGUGUUUUAUGACUUCCCCGAUAUUGUAUGUGAGCUGGAACUGGUCUGUGACCGAAAUUAAUAAAUUCAAUUCAGUUCAUGUGAGGGUUCAGUUCCAAGGGUUGUGCGCAGAGCGUUUUUCUGAGGGUACAAAAGGGUACGCAGUACCAACAUCUCUUUUUCUAGAUGUACCGGCACAUUUUUGUCUACUCAACCAGAGCCAGGGCUUUUUCAGCUGUGGCUCCGAUCUGGUGGAACGCUCUGCCACAAGAGACCAGGGCCCUGCGGGACUUGACAUCUUUCCGCAGGGCCUGCAAGACGGAGCUGUUCCACCAGGCCUUUGGCCAAGACACAGCCUGACCCCCUCCUUUGGUAAUCCUCAGAGAACUCUAGCCCAAUGGUUGCUAUCAGUUUGAUUUAAACUGAUUUUAUAAUGAAUUGAAUUUAGAAUGCUGUAUUAUUUUACUGUAGUUAGCCGCUCUGAGCCCAGCUUCAGCUGGGAAGGGCGGGAUAUAAAUAACUUUAUUAUUAUUGUUGUUGUUAUUAUUACUGGUUGUGCGUAUACAUGAAAAUGCCCCUGGAACCGAAUUCCCGCUUGCAGAGCAAUUAAAAAAAUGCUCAGCCACACAUAAACUAGAACCAAAUGAACACAGAAAAGCAAAAGCGUGGACCUCAGCACUGAGCGAGUCCAGAACUGCUUAAAACUGAAAGGUCGCAGCCUCUCCCACUACUUGCUGGUCUCCCUUGUGGGGGCUUGGGGAGGAGGGAGUCUCUCCUGGGGAACAAACCUCUUUUUGCCCCUGGGUCUCUCUCUGGGCCUCUCACCUGUGGGGAUGCAAAGUGACCUCUGGUUGUCCCCCCCCCUUUAGGGAGGAGAUCCUUCAGAAGACCUUGUGGGACAGGGUCUCGACGCACGUGAUAGAAAACAUCUACCUCCCGGCAGCACAAACCACAAACUCGGGCACCUUCAACACCACGGUGGACAUCAAGCUGAAGCAGUGGACGGACAAACAGCUGCCCAACAAGGCCGUGGAGGUGAGACCGUUUGGGGUUGACCUGCGCAAGCGGAGGGGUGAAUCUCGGCUGAAUCUCCUUCUCUGUCCCCGCAAAGGGACAGAUGCAACGGCACACGAAACAAGCCUGCUCUUUGGAGGGGGGCUGCCUGUCUCUCCCCCCCCCCGAUUCUCAUAGAUCAGGCUUCCUCAACCUCGGCCCUCCAGCUGUUUUGAGACUACAAUUCCCACCAUCCCUGACCACUGGUCCUGCUAGCUGGGGAUCAUGGGAGUUGUAGGCCAAAAACAUCUGGAGGGCCGAGGUUGAGGAAGCCUGUCAUAGAUUCAUUUUAGGGUUACACAAAGGAUUGCCCACAGUGGCAAGUGAGUGAAGGCUAGGCAUGUCCUUGGAGCGGAUUCAGAGGUGCACGCCUCUUUGCAGAGCUCCGCAGCUGGUUAGCUCAAGUCCCUUGGGAAAUCCAUUCUCCCUUUUUGAGAGAAAGCGUGUGGGCACCCCGGCCGCUUUCCUGGAGCCCUGCAGUCUCAAUGCGCCCCGUAUGACUGAAGGUUUCUUCUUGACACCCUCCAUGUCCUGCUUGCGGGAUUCCCACUGUGGGCAUUGGGUUGGCCAUUGCGGGGGCAGGAUGCUCGUCUGAUUUAGCAGGGCUCUUCUGGUGUCCUUGCCACCCACACCUCAGUUCUGUGCCAUCACCAGUUGUGGUCCUUCAGAGUGCCUCUUCCACCCACUCUACUCCUCAGCCAGCCCCACAGGCUGCCCCCUCCCUUCUUCCCACAUGCCUCUGGCAUCUCUUCCCACCUCACCUCUCUUCCUGCAUAACAACCCUUUCUGCACAGCCCUGGAAACAGCCCCUUCUCAUAUGCUGUCUGGUGUCUCCUCUGCACCCCACCCACCCUCUCCAGUUCAACCUUUCACUUCCCUCACGGAAGUGGCUCUGUCGGUUAUCAUUCCGUGUUGGGCAUCUUCAGUGUCAGGGCACAGGCGGUCGUCCCGUGUCCCAUCCCCCCCCCGCCCCCCUGUUAUUGCACAGGGCAUGUGAGUUGAUGUGUUUGAUGUGAGUCGGUUUCCGCAUCUCGUGUUAGAUCUGCUUCCCUCUGCUGGCCUCAGCGCUUGUCUGAGCCCAGUCUGGUGCCUCCAGCGUUGAGCCGCUUCUCAAGGCCGGACUCUGUUUCCCAAUCUGCAGGUUGCCUGGGAGACCCUCCAGGAGGAGUUUGCUCGCUUCAUGACGGAAGAGAAGGGCAAAGAGCACGACGACAUCUUUGACAAACUGAAGCAAGCCGUGAAGGAUGAGAGCAUCAAGCGCCACAAGUGGAACGAGAGAGCAGAAGACAGCCUGGUGGGGCCUUAAUCCUUUACGUUAAUAUAUUUCCGUGGCUUAGAAGAAACGAAUCCCUCUCUUUCGACAAGGCUUUGUGUGCGCUUUUCUGGUUUUAACAUGUUGUUUCUUUAUGUGCGGACGAAGGAAUCGCCAGAGCCUUUCUUUGGUUGGGGGGGCUUCCAGUGGUGGCGUUGGCAUCACUGCUUAGAAAUUUGUUCAUUGACUUGAUUAAUUGGAUCGAUAUCAUUACCUGGAUAGACAUGUGAAGGCCAGGGUGAAAAACAGAAAUUGGAUGAAUACCCAGAAAAAGUGGAAAGAGGAGGAAAUGUUUUUUCCUUUAUUGUUGUUGUCAUUUCUUGGCCUUCACAUCUCUACAGUGGUACCUCUAGUUGCGGACUUAAUCCAUUUUGGGGUGCCAUUCGCGCCCUGAAAAGUCCGCAACUAGAGCGCCUCUUCUGUGCAUGUGCAUGGCGCGAUCAAGCGCUUCUGCGUUCGUAAGCUGAAAGUCUGUAACGAGAGCGGAACGCAACACGAGGUAUGACUGUAUACCCAAAAUGCUACAGUGAUGCUCAGCCAAACGUUAGAAUGUCUUUUUGGGUGUAUUCAGUCUGAUUAAGGUAACAAAUGUGUAACUGGGGCUGGGCGCACGCAGGCCACCUCUCAACUCCUGAUCUUCAUGCAUAAACUGUGAGCAUAAAGGUGUUCUCCCCCUUACGUGUGUUUUGCCCUCAUGGGGUCAAACGAAACACCUGAAGAAGGCUGAAUCCAUUUCGCAGUCCAUCAUAACUCCAAGCUUGUCCUUCCCAGAAAGAGAGGGAUCUGAAAUCAGAUCACAGGGACUCCCUUUUCCCUGCUCUGCUGCCACUUGCAGUGAGCUCACUUGAGCUGGCCUGGAGCAUGUCGGCUCUUCCAGCAGCUUUGCUUUGAGAAUUCUUGAGGAACAAGCUUCUGAAUUAUCUGGCGCUUUUGCUGCGCACGUGGAAGCUGGGUUGCUUUAAGGGGGAGAAAAAGCAGAGCCCGUUUGGGGAUCUGACGGCUGCCCUGUGCUUUGGCAGAGAGUGAUCCAGCACAACGCCCUGGAGGACCGCUCCAUCUCGGACAAGCAGCAGUGGGACGCAGCGAUUCAGUUCAUGGAGGAGACCCUGCACAGUCGCCUGAAAGACAGUGAGUUUCCCCCUCUCCUUGGCUGCCUUUCUCUGGAGCUGAGCUUUUGCCACCAGACGCUACCAUUAAAUCCUCCUGGUCGCCCCUUGGUCAGGGCGCUGUUGUCUCUUCCGCCCUGACCUGUCCUCCUCCUCCUGCAGCUGCUCCCCCCUUUGCAGGCAGUCCAGAAUGCUGCUUAUUAAAUCAGUGGUUGCUCAGCAUGAGAGGGAGGGAGAGAAAAUCACAGUGUGGUGUUGUGUACUCAAUGUUGUGCUCUUUGUGUUCUUGUCCAGCUGAAUCAGUCAUUGAAGACAUGGUGGGCCCAGACUGGAAGAAAAGGUGGCUCUACUGGGUGGGGCGCACCAAAGAACAGGUAAAAAGCUGCCCAGGUAUUGCCCUGGGAUUCUCUGGCCCAGCUGCAAUAUAUAUAUAUGUCUGUAAUAAUGUUACCUGAAAUGAAGAAGCCUGAUCAAAACAUGGGAGGAGAGCACACUUGCUGUGCAAUUCCUGGGUCUGCAAAGGUGUGUCCAGAUCAAGGUGCUUUUCUGGAAAACCCGAGUGACCCCAAGGCCACACCUUGUCUCACGUUGCAGUUGCACAAGGGCAGCCGGUGGCUAUUUGUGCUGAUUUCCCCCAAGAUAGAAAUAUGUAUUCCCUGCAUGUGGAGUCCUGGUGCCAUUGAAGCAUCAUGGUAACCAAAUUGGGGGAGGGUGCUUAGACGAAGAGGCCCUAAGAUCACCCCCCCCCCUUGAUUAUACAAUCUGAACCUAUUUCAUUAUUUUAUUAUUUCCUUACAGUAUUUCUGUACCCUCUCUAGGGAAGGGCUCCUGGUGGCAGCCCCCCCCCCCCCCGAGACUGACUAAAGUUAAGGCUUCCAUGUUUCCAGAAAACUUUGGAGGCCCCCAUUUUGGACCAGCUUAUUGGGUUGGGGGGGUGAGUCAGGAGAGAAGCUGGAAACAUUCUGUCCCUGCUUUUGUGCUUAUAACUUUGCGCAACUUUUGUGCCUUGGCUAGGUGUUAUCUUUUGGGAGACUUAAACAUGCAAGGUGUACCAGAAUCUUGAUUUCAUUUUUCCCCACUCCUCUUAGGGCAAGAGUGAGACUUUAAAAAUAAAAUAAAAAAGCAAUGGCAUUUCUUUUGUUUUAAGACCAUCCGCAAUGAAACGAAAAACGAACUUGAGAAGAUGAUAAAAUGCAACGAAGAGCACCCGGCUUACCUUGCAAACGACGAGGUCACAACCGUCCGGAAGAACCUGGAGGCCCGCGGGGUGGCCGUGGACCCCUGCCUGGUAAGAAGCUCUGCCCGGCUCCUUUCAGUUCCAAUAACAGGGAAAGGCUGGGCUCUGAAUAUGGAAACCAUCAUCGGCUCUGAACAGUCCCAGCAAGACUUGUUGUGAAUGUUUGCUGUUCUGCCAAAAUGGCUGGUUGCUUUUCGGGAAGUUAAGCUCCCAGACAUUCUUGGGGAGGUCAGAGUAUGUGGAGGUGUGUUUGAUGGUCGUAAUAAGGGGAAAGGCUUAGCGGAAGUGCCAUGUCUUCCUUCCUUCCCUUUCCCCCUCCCUCUCUCUGAGUAAGACGUUGGCGUCAAAAGCUGGCCGUGCGUUUGCUUGGGCUACUCUUAGGAAGUGCAGUUCAUAGCAUGUUGGUUUUGGCCAUGGGGGAUUCAAAUUCUCUACCCAAGAUUUCCCACUUACUUCCACAUUUCGGUAAGUAGCUUGAGCAAGGAACAGAGAAGUCAGGCCAAUUGGUCCACCUAGCUCGGUGUUGUCUGCGCUGACUGUCAGUGACCCUUCAGUAUUUUGGACAGGCGUCUGUCCUAGCCCUGUCUGGAGAGGCUGCCAGGGACUGGCCUGAGUCCUUCUGCAUGCCAAGCAACGGCUGCAUCCCUGAGCUGUAACCCUUUCCUAAAUUCCCAGACUUGUGGUGAGGAUGCAAUUAGUGGAAGACUGUGUUUGAGUGGAGGAAGCUGAAUCCUGCUAGAUCAGGGCUUGACAAGGUUUACCUCACCUGGGCCGGUUCACUCCUGCAGAGAUCACUCUGUGGCCGGAUGCGUCUGCGCAGACGUGAUUUUCGGCAUCUGUGUAGAUGCGAUUUCUGGCGCUGUGGAAGCGAGUCCCUGCUCCGCAUUGUGCCGGUUUAGCGCAGCACGCAGGGACUCGCCGAGUGGGUGGGGCAGUUCGGGGGCCAUUUAAACGAUCCCCAUGGGCUGUUCGUGGCCCACGGGCCACAGGUUGCCGCCCCCUGUGCUAGAAGCUGCUUCAGCCGUGAUUCAGGAGCGCACGUUUCUUCCGCGCUCUCCGUUUGCGGGAGCACUUUCCCCAUCGGGAAUAGGCGGCUGCUGGACAGGUUUCAGUAAAAGCAACAACCCAAAACAGACCCUGGUGCUUUUCCUCCUCCCCUUCUUGGGAGGUGGUGUCCAUGUGAGCCAGCAGGGCCCCUUCUGCUGACAGCCCAGCCUCUCUCUCAGCUGCUUCCAAGGCUGAGCUUUCUUCUGAGCGCCGCGCAACAUCUGCCGGCCGGCACGUGCUCCGGGGCCGUCCGGAUUUGGGCCAACGAUAACCAGAUGUUCCUCUCUCCCUUUGGUCCCAGAUUAAAGACACCUGGCACCAGGUUUACAGGCGGCAUUUCUUGAAGAAGGCCCUGGGCCACUGCAACCUCUGCCGGAGAGGCUUUUAUUACUACCAGAGGCAUUUUGUGGACUCUGAGGUAAGUGGAAGAACUUGCAGGUUACGAGCACUUAGGGAACAGCCGCCGCCCUCCCCUGAUGUCUGACCAGGAAAGGCGAGGGGUCUCACUCACAAUCCCCCACCCCUCCUCCAGUCUCUCUCUCUCUCUCUCUCUGAAUGAUAUUUUUGGGACACUCCACUAGGUGGUAGUCUUGGGAUAAGCAUCUGGUCCCUGCCUCUCUCACUCUUCCGUGGGGCUGCCCCUCUUGAGUUCCUGGGACUCACAACAAAGAGGGCUGGCUCUUUAGCUGGGAUUGAGCGUCCCCCUUGCACCCCACAUGUCUCCCUUCUGUGUGUCUGCUGUCCUCUGCAGCGGUAGAAGGGCCGAGAAGCCCCCAAGGCCGAGCCUCGCUGUGUGGGCCACGCAGUUCUUCCAAGAAGAAGAUGGAGGACAUCAAGGGUUGGACUCUUUAAAAGUAUUUUGCACACCAGAGAAGAAGUGGCUUUUGUCAGGGCCGAUGAACUGGAGUUCUUGCAGACACUGGGCAUUUUCCAUUCUGCUGCUCCUUUGCCCUUGCCCUUCUUCACGGCAUCUCUGGUUCUGAUUCAGUGUGUGCCCUCCCACUGUUUCCACAACUCCCUUGUGAAGUUGUAGAGUUGGAAGGUGCCCCCAAAGGUCGUCACGCCCGGCCCCCAACCCCCUGCAAUGCAGGAAUUGCAAGGGAAGGAUCCCUGACAUAUGGCCGCCCUUGAUGGUCUAGCAGGGUGACGCUUUGCAGCCUUAGUUUCCCCCUCAGUCAUAUGGACAUAGAAAACGCUGCGCCACCAGCCAGCUGUAGCAGGACAUUUUGCGUUUGAUGCCAGUUUGUGGUGUUAGAUAGGAUCCUGCAUUCCACUGGCUGUGAGUAAGGCACUCGCUGAGGCUGCUUACAGACACCGCAGCUCUUUCUUCUUUUCCUGCUGAAAAUCAAAGGGGCCUUGCUAAAUGUUACCAGGCUUGAGGUCUCCACCAGCAGACGCUUAGCUGCUUGGGUAGGUGAGGAGCAUGAGGGUUAGGGCCCCCUUGCAAGGCAGCCCCCGGGCCAUGAGACGCCCUCUGCCCUGGGAGAUGCAGGGAGAUGAUGCCCCCUCUGUUUCUUUUGGGUGCCGCUUUUAAUGCUUCAAGGGACGCAGGUGGCGCUGUGGUUUAAACCACUGAGCCUCUUGGGCUUGCCAAUUGGAAGGUCGGCGGUUUGAAGCCCCGCGACGGGGUGAGCUCCUGUUGCUCGGUCCCUGCUCCUGCCAACCUAGCAGUUCGAAAGCACGCCAAAAAAAGUGCAAGUAGAUAAAUAGGUACCACUCCGGCGGGAAGGUAAAGGGCGUUUCCGUGCAUUGCUCUAGUUCGCCAGAAGCAGCUUAGUCAUGCUGGCCACAUGACCCAGAAAAACUGUCUGCAGACAAACCCUGGCUCUCUCGGCCCGUAAAGCGAGAUGAGUGCCACAACCCCAGAGUUGUCUGCGACUGGACUUAACUGUCAGGGGUCCUUUACCUUUUUUAAAUGCUUCACAGCUAAGCUGCUCUUCCUUGAAUAAUCAAUGCCUUCUUCGCUGUUACCAAGCUUUUGGUGCCCUUUGUCUUCUGUUGGAUUUGCUUGUUCAUAUUUUAUUUUAAAAAGCAUUUAUAUGCCACUUUUCUUUUUUAAAAACUGUUUAUACAGCUUCAAAUUCUGAAAAUGCAUUUGAAAAGCCAUUCCAGUGUAGCACCGUAAAAGAGUGAUACGUCUUACAUUGACGGCAUCACUGAUCAGUUGCUGUGUUUUGUUUCUGGGAUGACAGGCUAAGGAUUGUUUUCGGAUGCUUUAGGUGGUCUUGCAUUGAGCACGGAAAGGUUUGAGCAUAUAAUAAGCACGGAAAGGUACUCAGCCAGCAUUGCUGGCUGCUUCUGGGCCAAAUUGCAGGGGCUGGUUUAUGCCUAUCAAACCAUUUUUUGGCUUGUAUUGAGAAUAAAUGAUGAAUGAAGCCACAGGAGAUGCCAUGUGGUCUACUGGGUUCUUUGCUGCUUCCCUGAUGCUCCCUUGUUCCUCGCUGUGUGGUUCCAGCUCGAGUGCAACGAUGUGGUCCUCUUCUGGCGGAUUCAGCGCAUGCUGGGCAUCACGGCCAACACCUUGAGGCAGCAGCUGACCAACACGGAAGGUGAGAGGCCUGUGGAGGCUGCCCUGCUGGGCUGCAAGCUCUUCCUUAGUUUGGUGGGAGCCUGGCUUGAUGCUGGCGGUGCCAUUGGCCUCCUGGACUCCGGCUGGGCAGGCAAUUUUGGCCCUCUCCAAAGCCUCCUUUUCCUCCCCAUCAACGUUUUUUGUUUCGGGAAGUUUUUAAAGUUUGUUGUUGUUUUUGUUGUUUGUUUUCCUGUGCAUUUUUCUUGGAAGCUGCCCAGAGUGGCUAGUGCAACCUAGUCAGAUGGGUGGGAUUUAAGAAAUGUCGUUAUUGUUAUUAUUAUCGUUAUCAUUAUUAAAAACAAUACCAAGCGUAAGGUUUGUCAAUACAGUCAAACUGGAUGGGAUCACGAUGGAGACUGAAAGUAAGCAGUGGGAAAAAUUAUAUCAGGUCCACCAUACAGUGGAACCUUGGUUUACAAACUUAAUCCGUUUCGGAAGUCCGUUCUUAAACCAAAGCAUUCUUAAACCAGGGCACGCUUUCUCAUAGCAGCGGGGGACUCAAUUUACAAAUGGAACACACUUGACAGGAAGCGGAACAUAUUCUGCUUCCAAGGCAAAGUUCACAAACCAAAACACCUACUUCCGGGUUUGCAGCGUUCUUAAUCCAAGUUGUUCAUAAACUAAGCUGUUCUUAAACCAAGGUACCAGUGUAUAUUACUUAAAUGAAUCACAAUUUUUUGGAAGCUGUAUUGAAAAACAAAAGCAUAGUCAGUAAGGAGCUGAAAAGGCAUGUGACUCAAAAACUAUACUUUUCCUAAGUUCAUUGGAAGAGAUUGUUGCAGUUGUUCAUUACUGACGUGUAAAAUGAAGUCUCCAGUGCUCCUUUUUGAGUAUCCACUGUCUGUGGCUCAGCUGGUUUGGUCGAGAUCAAAUCCAGGAAGACAGUAGGGGUGGCCCAUGGCGAGCCUUGAGGGAGCGGGGAGAUCCUUAACCCUCGAUCUCUCGUAUUACUCCUGGACUCCCAGCUUGGGUAUCCUUCUGGAGAGGUUGGCACUGGUGAUGCUGUUUUGGCAUCGUUCAGGCAUGGCUUGUCCCUUCCAGCAGGUAUUUCGCGUGAAUGUAAGAUUUGUACAAGCGCUCCCUCUGCUAUUAUCCUCACCCCAACCCCAGAUGUAGAAAUACAAAUGAAUAUAUUUUGAAUUCCCGUUUCCCCCCUGACAGUGAGGCGCCUGGAGAAGAACGUGAAAGAGGUGCUGGAGGAUUUUGCUGAGGACUGCGAGAAGAAGAUGAAGCUGCUCACGGGGAAAAGAGUCCAGCUGGCCGAGGACCUGAGUGAGUCUCUCUCUGGCCCAGGAGCUGCAGUGGCUCCAGCAGCGCGUGGAAAAGGUCCUCUCCUGCUGCAGAAGUUGGGUCCUUUGCUCUGGAAAUUCUGCUUAGGGUUAGAGAUCUGGUUGGUUCUCAUUAGGUGCAUGCUUAAAAAUCCAGAAAGUGCUUGGCCGUCAUUUAAAGCCAGAACCACCUAAUCAAAGCAAGGUUGCCCUGGGGUGCCUGCUCAGGGGAACACCGCCCCACCCCUAUAUUUAUUCAUUUCUCUCUUCCUUUCUAAGUAAGCUGUCCUGUUACAGGCUCAGUGCCUUCUAGCUUCCUGGCCCAUGACACCUCUGAGCCGCCCCAACGGCUGUGACAGUUUUGGCUAGCAAGCUUUAGAGUUGGUUGCCCAGCCAGGGGAAAAAAACACGUGAAGGCAUUUUGUGCAAAGAAAAGUUGCCCUCUGGAUCAGUCAGGGUUUUGCCUCCCUAGCUGUAGGAGUGAAUGCUGUGCCUCUUUCCGUGACGGCAGGAGCAGAUCACAUCUGGAAGGCAUUUUUUGACGUUUCCUUUGUAGCGAGGGGGGGGAGGGGGGAGGCCGUAAUACUUUUCCGCCGACCACGGCACCUCUGGCGAUAAAGGCGCAGGUGAUAACGUUGCCUGUGUGACACACAGCGGCAAUUGGGGAGGUUCUCCCUCGCCCGCCUCCUUGUAAUUUAAUCUCUGGUUGGAAGUAAUUGGAAACAUUUGCUGGCCAGAAAUCGCCUCUCUUGUUUGGGCUUGCCACCAGAUGAUGAUGCUUGAUUGAUUGAUUGAUUGAUUGAUACCCCGCCCAUCUGAAUGGGUUUCCCCAGCCACUCUGGGCGGCUCUCAACAGAAUAUUAUCAUUAAUAAUAAUAAUAAAGCGAUAAAACAUCAGACAUUAAAAACUUCCCUAAACAGGGCUGCCCUCAGAUGUCUUGUAAAUGUCAGAUAGUUGUUUAUUUCUUUGACAUCUGACGGGAGGGCGUUCCACAGGGCGGGCGCCACCACCGAGAAGGCCCUCUGCCUGGUUCCCUGUAACUUGGCUUUUCACAGGGAGGGAACCACCAGAAGGCCCUCAGAGCUGGACCUCUGUUUUUGGGCAGAAUGAUGGGGGUAGAGACGCUCCUUCAGGUAUACUGGACCGGGGCCGUUUAGGGCUUUAAAGGUCAGCACCAACACUUUGAAUUGUGCUCGGAAGUGUACUGGGAGCCAGUGUAGGUCUUUCAGGACUGGUGUUAUGUUGUCUCGGCAGCCGCUCCCAGUCACCAGUCUAGCUGCCACAUUCUGGAUUAGUUGUAGUUUCCAGGUCACCUUCAAAGGGAGCCCCACAUAGAGCGCAUUGCAGUAGUCCAAGCGGGAGAUAACCAGAGCAUGCACCACUCUGGCGAGACAGUCCGUGGGCAGGGAGGGUCUCAUCCUGCGUACCAGAUGGAGCUGGUAGACAGCUGCCCUGGACACAGAACUGACCUGCGCCUCCAUGGACAGCUGCGAGUCCAGAAUGACUCCCAGGCUGCACACCUGGUCCUUCAGGAGCACAGUUACAGUACUGGGAGCCAAUGAAGGUCUUUCAGGAGUGGUGUUAUGUGGUUACCUUAUUCAGGACCAGGGAGUCCCCCCCCCACGCCCGCCCCCGUCCCCCCAAAACAGUAUGUCUGUCUUGUCAGGAUUCAAUCUCAACCCGUUAGUUGCCAUCCAUCCUCCAGGCACUCACACAGAAGUCUUGCUCUGUUGCGGGGAGACGUCAGCGCUGAAUGGCGCUGCGCUUUCCGAGGGGCUUUUUCAUGGUUUGCAUGGCUCUGAGAUGCACUUGGACGGCGUCUUCUGCUGUCGAGAGGCUGCCAUGAGGCAGACAGGUCCUCAGUGCCCAGUUUCAUGUGAGCCUUUUGUUCUGCUCUUUCCUUCGGCCUGUGGAGCCUUCCGUGUUGAGCCGGGCCCCCUCUUCUUAGGGCGCUCAUCCCCCCCCCCCUUACGAUGACGGCUGUUAAAUCCCUGCUAGUGAAGAAAUUCCUCAGAAAAGCAAAGGAGCUCAGACUAUUAAAAAUAAUUUCCAUACCACAGAACUAAUCCAGGUGUUUUAUGGGAGGAUGAAAACUUCAAAUAUGAUUUUUAGUAACUUAAUUAAUAUACCGUGGCCUUCUGGAAUGUCAGUAGUUUCUGUGCUAAUAUUGUUGGGUCAGGAUCAAGUAUGAAGUUUUAUGGUCACAGAACAUCUGGGAAAGGUGGGGGCAAAGACGCUUGCAUGCCAUAAUAUUCACCCAAACAUCCUGGCUUGUCUGUACUACUUACAGCCAGUGAGUUACAUAAGCCUCUGUCCAGGAAUUAGCUUUUAAUGGGUUGGGUCCUGCUCAGUGCUCAUCUAGCCAUGCCUUGGUCCUGCAUAAGACAUUUGCAGGAUGGAGACAGGGGCUUGCUGCCUCCCAGAGAAAUUGGUUCCCGAGGACCAAACUAACCAUGUGCUAAACGCCUGACGGCAUUUGAUUUUUAAAGAGUUAAGCCUCGCCCCCCUACUCCGUUUGUUGUUGUUUAGUCCUUUAGUCGUGUCCAACUCUUCGUGACCCCCUGGACCAGAGCACGCCAGGCACUCCUGUCUUCCACUGCCUCCCGCAGUUUGGUCAAACCCCUACUCCAUAGCGCUGGCUAAAUUUGGUCUCCAAAGCUGCCAUUUGCCCUGGGAGGCUGAAGGAAGCAUCCCUCCAGGGACAGGCCAGGUGGGAAUUUCUUUCCUCCCUGUGUUUCUGUGCUGCCUCAUAACGAAGAUUUCCUGAGGAGGGUUAACCUACCUGUUGCAGUCCCAAUCUAGAUAUUUCUGUCUGUCUCUCUCUCAGUGCAUAUUCUUUUAAAAACCUUUUUUAAAUUUCAGUCAUGCAUGUAAUAUGCCUAGUUGUGGGUUUUUGAGCAGCCUACUCCUGUGUCUCUGUUUUGUUCACUCUCCCUCCAGAAUUAGUUGCCUCUUGGAAAUUAUUCUGGGAAAGGAUCAGAUUUCCCAAGACCUGGAAGUAGCGAGGCUGUUCGCUGCGGUUUCUAAGUCACUCUCAUAUUUCUCUCCCAGUGGCGGAGGGGGCGGGGGCAGCCUAAUUUCUCCAGAGCCUUCCCGAGAGAUGAGUCCGAGAGCCUGUUCACUCAGGACUUGAGCAGGAUGCGGCUCAGAGCCCUGGUGGCAACUGGUUGAAAAGUCUCAAUGUGCAGAAUCUUGCCCAGCUUCAGUGGGGAUUUUGCGAUGCCAGGCAAACCUUUCAGCUCCUUUUUGUGUUUGCUUGAGCCCAGAACGUUGGGUCAGGUGCGACUCUGCAGUCUUGUCGUCAUUCCUGCUCCGGGAGAGGCAGAGACCCUUCGUGAAAUGCCUCAGAAGGAGCAGUGCCUUUUCCCUGCUUCAGGGGGCAGCAGGUGGCUGCCUUUCGGAGGAUCCCCAUGAAAGAGGGAGGCGGGUUUGCUGGCAUGCUGACCUCCUGCCUCUGUUUACCCUCCUUUGUCACUUGCGGUGGCAGCAGCAUCUCCCAGGCAGCAGCGGCUGCCCCCAGAGACAGGUUGUGCAUUUCCAAUUUCUUUCUCUGGGGCUUGCCUGGGCUUGCCACCGCCUUCCCCGGCUUCUCUGGAGGAAGCCCUUCCUCGCAGCUGCAUCGCAUGCCCAGGCUUUCCUCCUGGAGGGGGAGGACACAGCAAGCGCCUUGCCUUCACAGCCGUUGCCAAGCUGCCAAAUCUUCUGGCCUUUUGGGGAGGCUGUCGAGAAAGUUUGGGCUGCUUUCCCUUGGACCAGUUUUUCCCUCGAUCCUUUCGGAGGGUUGAGGUGUGCUUCCCCCCACCCCAAAAAAAAUUUUAGCUGUUGUAAUUUGAGCAGCAGUUUUAGGGUUAAACAAUAUUUCUUGAUCAUUUUCUGGAAUAACAUCAUUCGGAUAAUCAAGUGGGAAUAUUUUAGGUUCAAAGCGUAUAGGAUAUCCAAACACAGUGUUGCCAGAUUAGCUAAGUACUGCAGACGGCCUGUUUUUCAGUAGCCAAGCCAUGGGCCUCAUACUUUUGGAAAAAAAUUAUAUCUCUGUGUUAGUUUUUGUUAUGUGAAGGAUGCCGCAGACCCGGGGGGGGGGGGGGCAGACCACCAAUUGGGAGCCUUUGUCCUACGGUGUCAGAGCUAUUGGCCUCUCGCUGAGCUAUUUCAAGAAAGCAUUGAUAGCAGAGUCUGUCAUAGUCUAGCUCCUUUGGUUUCCUCUCAUUCCGCUCAACUCUGCUUUCUCCCAGUAGCCACAAAUUUUGUAUUGGAAGUGGUGAUGGUUUGGGAGAGUGUUUAUCUGCCGAUGCCGUGAAGAGGAAGUGGUCUUCCUAAAUAUGCAGAAUCUGUUUUCGAUCAAGGGACUGUUCUAGCUUCCUGAUUUUCUUAAUCCUGGCUAUGUGGAACGGCCUGUGCUUGAUGGGGAGGGAGGGCAGGAGAGGGAAAUCUUGUCAGGAAAGCUGAGACGUGCCGGCGAGGGGGUGUCCAGGCCCCCCCCCCCCGGCAUUGUCAGUCCAUGAAAUGCUGGCACCUGGGCAGGUGUCGCAGGCGAGUUGAGACUUUCUUCUGCACAAAGGCCCCUUCCCACGGAGAGAGGCCUGGCCACACACAGGCAGGCAGGCGGGGGCUGCUAGCAGGAGCUCUUCCUUUGCGCUCGGACACAGCCCUUGAGAUGGUUCUGGGAGGCUGCUCUUAGCUGGCUGCUCAGGAAGCCUCUUGCCAUGCAGACAUCACCCCAGAGGAAGCUGCCUCAUACUGACUCAGAAUAAUAAUGAUGAUAAUAAUAAUUAAUUAUUAUUUAUACCCCAUCCCUCUGGCUGGGUUUUCCCAGCCACUCUGGGCAGCUCCCAACACAAUAAAACAUCAGACAUUAAAAACCUCCCUAUACAGGGCUGCCUUCAGUUGUAUUUUAAAAGUCAGAUAGUUGUUUAUUUCCUUGACAUCUAAUGGGAGGGAGUUCCACAGGGCGGGCGCCACCACUGAGAAGGCCCUCUGCCUGCUUCCCUGUAAGCUCACUUCUCACAGUGAGGGAACCGCCAGAAGGCCCUUGGAGCUGGACCUCAGUGUCCGGGCAGAAGGAUGGGGGUGGAGACGCUCCUUCAGGUAUACUGGACCGAGGCCGUUUAGGGCUUUCAAGGUCAGCACCAACAUUUUGAAUUGUGCUCAGAAACGUACUAGGAGCCAAUGUAGGUCUUCCAGGACUGGUGUUAUGUGGUCUCGGCAGCCACUCCCAGUCACCAGUCUGGCUGCCACAUUCUGGAUUAGUUGUGGUUUCCGGGUCACCUUCAAAGGUAGCCCCACAUAGAGCGCAUUGCAGUAGUCCAAGCGGGAGAUAACCAGAGCAUGCAAGACAGUCUGCAGGCAGGUAGGGUCUCAGCCUGCGUACCAGGUGGAGCUGGUAGACAGCUGCCCUGGACGCAGAACUGACCUGCGCCUCCAUGGACAGCUGCGAGUCCAGAAUGACUCCCAGGCUGCACACCUGGUCCUUCAGGGGCACAGUUACAGUACUGGGAGCCAAUGAAGGUCUUUCAGGACCGGUGUUACGUGGUCUCAGCGACAGCUCUCAGUUCCCAGCCGCAUUCUAAGAGUAUGUCCAGCUCAGGAUGGCAGCAUGGCUCCCGAAGGUGUCAAGAAGGGGUCGGGUCUCUCCUAGGAAACCAGCGGGGGCUGGGGCUGGCGGCUUUGGAGUAUUGAGUGGCAGAGAGCCAAGCUCACUGAUGAAGCUGACCCCCUUCACAGGAUUAUUGGGAAGAGAAAGGGUCUGGAAGGAAACCCCAGGUGCUCUGGACGGUGUCUUGGGAGUCCUGUCUUUGUUCCUGCCCUGAAAGGUGGCGGCAGCAAAGAGAGAUUCAGAGAUGCAGGUGUUUCUCAGGGUCCGUUCCCAACCUGCCUAUUUAUUUACGGUGCAAAGCAGAGUUCCUUUUGCGCUUCCUUCAUUGCAGGGGGUUGGCACAGCCCUUGGGGUCCCUCCCAACUGCAGUUCUGUGAUUCUCCUUCAUGCCCCUGCCCAGGACUCCUUGCUUCUGUCUUUCCUCAAGGUCCCUAGGGAGGCUUCCAUGAUGCCAAGGUGAUGUUGGGGGUGGUGUUGACAUAGGUGCACGCAGGUUCCUGGGUUAAAUCAGCCUUCUUCCACUGGGUGCUCUCCCAAUUGCACUACAGCAGCAGCCUGCGCAACUUUGGGAUGGGAGUUGUAGUCUGAAGCACCCAGCUGGCGCCAAGGGGGGGGGGGGAGCUGCAUUGAAACUGAGUGGGGGCUGGUUUCCCAGCUGCAGGUUGGAGAGCCCCCCUGUGCCCGCCCCUGUGCUGCCUUGGCUGGCGGCUGCCCUGCUCUGUUCUGCUUCUGCAAUUCAGGGGUUCCCAGGAAGGCAGCAACUGGCCUCCUUGCGCACUGCUGACAAUGCGCCCUUUGAGCGUGCUCCUCGCCGGCCGCGCACGCUUCCUCCGACUUCCUUUGCCUCUCCUGCGAGCUUUCCCUUUUAAUCCUGCGCAACGGCCUCCGCUGCCGUGAUUCAUGGGGCGACUCUCCCUGAACUGCUAUAAAUCCCGCUCCAGCGCCUUCCGCUCGGCAGCCCUUUGUCUGGCGCUUUCGUGGCGCUAAUGAGCUAAUUGUUUAACAAUCUCCCCGGAUUCAUUUGCCUGCCUCUGCCUCUUUGGGAAGCCGGGGCUGCCGGGGACCUUUUGACAAGCCAAUCUUUCUCCCCGCUUGACAGCGGGGCGAGGGGAACAGCGCCGGCCUUUGUAGGCGGGCGAAGAAAGGAGGCCCUUUCCAUCCGCCGGCCGUGCUGCUUCCGUCUUGACCCCCUUUCUCUGCGGGGAACACAAAUGCGGCAGACAAGCGGAACCUCCCCUGUGUUUUCUUGACCCGCUGGCUGUCCAUUCACUUCCCAUCUGGUUUUGCAGCCUUAAAGAAACAGAGGGGGGGCCCUCUUAUUAUAAAUCUGUCUCCGCAAGUGAUCGAUGGAGAUCUGUCUCUUUAAGGGCAGCCUGGGUGGCUUUCUCUUUAAAGUUCUGCUUUUUCCUGCCGGUCGGUCGGCUCGGUAUGUGAGCAAGAGGAAACUGGUUCAAAAAUGCGAGGCAUUAAUGUAAAGUGGUUUUUGAAAAAAGGAAGGGGGUGGGAAAUGAAGUAGGGCACGACCCGAGCUCAGAUCACCCGGUUCAGGCAGCCUUCAGUCUCUCUGUGCGGCUGCACAAAGGCAUGCGAGGACCGUUCUGGGCGCCUCGCCCCGAAAGGGAUAUUGUAGGGUUGGAAAGGUUCAGAAAAGAGCAACCGAAAAGAUCCAGAGACACUCCUGCAAAGAAAGGUUGCAGCAUUUGGGACUUUUCGGUUGAGAGAAAGGCAGGGAGCAUGUGACAUGAUGGAAGUUUGCAAAUUUGCACGUGGCAUAGAGAAAGUGGAGAGAGAAGUGUUUUCCUCCCUCUCGCCUCACACUAGAACUUGUGCACCUGUAACUAAGCUGUCAGACGGCAGUGGUGGUUGCUCGUGAGUAAUCAGACGGGACUCAGACCUGUCUUCUACAGGUUUUAUUUUGAUGCAAAACUAUUCACAGUGCAGAGCCACAAGUUCAUGUCUGUCUCAAUCGCUAGCAGAAUCUGGCAGUGGUCGUUUCCAGGACCUCCCCCAACAUAAGAGCUUCGUCACCCCCAGCCUUUCCCUUCCUUCUUUGCAUUUUACACCUCUGUGCAAGGUGGGUGACGGAAGGAGCGUGCUUCCCGAAGGAGCGUGCUUCCCUCCUGACCGGCUUGGCCAGGAGCGGUGCUGAGUCUCCCAGCAGCAUCCUCUGGUCCUUUCCCCUCUUCCCCACUGGAGGUGUGGCUUUCCUCACCACAGGAAGAGGAACUGCUUUGCAAGAUUUUCGGAGGUUUCCUGUAACCCAACUGCCCCUCUGCUUCCCUUCCCUGUUUCGAUGGCAGUCCCCUGACAUAAGCUGAAAAUUGAAAGAUUCCAGAUGGAUAAGGACAGUCCUCCUUCACUCUACACAGAGUUAAACUAUGGAACUCCCUCCCACAGGAGGCGUGAAGGGCACCUGCUCGGGUGGUGCUUGUGGAUGAUGCCAUGAUCUUUGGCUAGUUCAGUGAAGUUUAUGAUGAUGGUGAUCUACCCAGAUGGCUUUCAAAGAGGGUGAGACAAAUUCGUGGAGGAGGAGAGGGCUAUUGAUGGCGCCUCGCCAGGAUGGCUCCGCCUCCACGGUCAGAGGGAGAGAUGCUUCUGAGUGCCAGUUUCUGCCAACCACAGCAAGGAAGGUCCGCUCUUGGGCAUGAAUCCUGCUUGCUGGGCACCUGGUGGGCCAAUAUGAGAACAGGGUGCUGGGCUUGGUGGGCCCCCUUUGGCCUCAUCCGGCAGCCUCUUUGUAUGAUACGUUCUUGCGUGAUGCCAUCAUGGAUGGCACUGUCUGGCAGCCCUCUGCUCAGUCCCUUGCCCACUUCCCCAGCUGGGGGGGCGGGAUCUGAAACAGGCAAAGCAAAGGGCAGCACUGCAGAAGUUGGGCGUUGAAGUGGCUCUAAGAACGGGGGUGCUGGGAGGUGGGUUUUUCUUUAUUUUUCCAGCCCUCGCUCUAUCCUGUUCCAUCCUGUGCCCACAGUUACCGGCAACCGUCCCUCUCCCUCCCCACUCUGUUUUCUGUGUUCACGGUGUGUAUUCAGAGCGUAAUUACAGAUCAAUUAGUCUGUUUUUGAGCCCCUUUGGAGCCGGUAUCAGAGGAUUAAUGCAAAGAAAAUGAGAGGGGCUGUGGGUGUCGUUUCAUGUGCAGAUAAAGAGCCCCGCCAGGAUGAAUGGCUCUCUUGAGGCCUCUGAAUAGAGGAUUUCUUCAUUCUGUGUCAGCCGGGGGUUUAUGGGAGAUUGGGAGAGGGGAUUAUGGGAAUAUUCAUGACCCAGAUCAGGGACCCCGGGAUGAAUUGGUGGAGGGAAACGGCUCAUCUUUUGAGCAAACACGAAGUAAAUGGGGAGGAGAACGGCCAUUCACUGGGACCUGCGUCACUGUUGCAAAGCUGCAGGCGGGGUGGCCGGCCCGGGGGCCGCUGUUUAACAGGUGUCACAAGAACCAGGCUCUCCGUAUCUCUCGCUCGGUGCCGAAAGCUCUCAAAGGGGACGUUGUUUGUGCAGGAGCCAUCGGAGCAGCUUUGGGGCGGAGAGGUCGGGAGGAAGCAAGGCAGCGAGAGGGUGCUGAGCCCUGAGAGUUCGGGGAGGAAACAGGAGAAGGUUUGGGGUGGGAAAGUUCAUGGAAUCUGUAGAGUUGGAAGGGACCCCAGGGUCAUCCAGCCCAGCCCCUGCAGUUGAAGCCACGGGUUCAGGUCCUCCUCUCUGGAGCAGCAGAAAGCAAACUUGCUCCACUACAUGGAAGGACUCGAACCCGUGGCUUCAAGUUGCAAGAAAGGAGAUUCUGCCUAACACCAGAACUUUCUGGCCAUCAGAGCUCUUUGGCAGAGGAAUGGUCUCCCUCUGGAGAUGGCGGGCUCUCCUUCCUCGGAGGUUUUCAAGCAGAGGUUGGGUGGCCAUCUGUCAGGGAUGCUCAAGCUGAGAUUCCUGCCUCGCAAGGGGUUGGGCUAGAUGAGCCUUGGGGGUCCCUUCCAGCUCUACAGUUCUGUGGCUCUGUGAUCUUCCAUGAGACAGCCGUUCAGCAACAGAGGACGGCAUAAUGUUCUAGAAAGUGGGCAGAGCCUCAGAGGGAGAAGGUUUCCUGGCGACCAUGUGGCAGGCCGGACUCUGCGGAUACAGGACACCAGCCACGCACGUCUUCUAGAGCAGCCUUUCUCCACCUGUGGGUCCCCAGAUGUUGUUGAACUACAACUCCCAUCACCCCUAGCUAGCAAGGCCAGAGCUCAGGGAUGAUGGGAGUUGUAGUCCAAUAACAUCUGGGGACCCUCAGGUUGAGAACCGCUGCUCUAGAGUUUGCUCUGGCUUCUUUCUGCCUUCUAGGCCUCAUUUUUACUUUUGCCCCGUAAAGUGGCUACACAGACCUCUGAAAGAGCACGCUCUUCUCUUCCUAGGACCCUCCAUGCGCCACGCUCCCAUGAAGAGGGUUGCUCUCUCACCUGCCAUGUAACUCAGGGACGGCUUUUCUUUUCUGGAGACACCCCCAAGUCCAAGCCGGUGGUGCAGGCUGGGCGCCUGGGGGCUGGUCUGCUUGGGCAGAGAUUGGGCUGCCCUUUUGCCUCUUCUGCCCUUCCUCAAGCUUUGGGUGGCUCCUUGCUUUGAGUUUUCUGCCUCUUCAGCCGUGGGCCAGUGGCAGGAAGGGUGGUUUCGGGUCAGCUUUGCCACCAAUUGCGCCUUUUGUUGACAGGUAAAUAGAUAAGCCUAUAGACAGAUAAGUGGCUGUAGCUGCUGCUCCUGCAACUGCUGGGCAGACUGCCAGAUAAACUCUGACCUUUUAAAGAAAAAAAUGGUUGUGGGUGGGUGAGCAAAACAGGCCAAAGUCUGGAUUACAACUUUUGCAAAAGCAUCUUUAAAUUCAGGGCACUUCUCUUAGCCUGUCUUGCUUUGAUUUGGUUUGGCUAGUUUGAACACUGCCAUCUCUUUUGAAAGGCUGGACCUCUGAAUUGUGGUUUUUAUUUUGUCUUCUGGAAUAUUUUAUGAGAUGGCCAAGGGGUAACUUUCCAAAUGCUAUUUAAUCCUGCUUUGCUGAAGCAAAGUGAGCUGCGUGAGAUCUAGGAAGCAGCCUUAUUUGGAGGAACCACACUGUGGCUCCUAAAUCAGCCCCUGAAAAGAACAAACCAUUCAGAAGCUUCUGCAUCCGCAGUUAUUCAAUCUUUUACAUUUAUAUGUCCCUCCACCCUUUCCUCUGAAGAGCUCGUGGUAAUGUAAGCGGCUGCACUCAGAACUUUCACAACUUCUAAACCUGAAAUUAUUUCUCAGCAAAAACACAGGCCAUAUUUUAAUUUUUAGGAAGUUUUGCCAAGGCUGGCCAACCAGUUAAUUCUGAGGCACACCUUUAUGCUAGAUUAGUCUACAAUAAAAGGUGAACAUUUAAUUAAUGCAGUUUAACUAUGACAUGUUAAUACAUUAUUAUUACAUUAUUAAUACAUCAAUGCAGGCCUUAGUCUGACUGCUGGCACCCUCUCCGCUUCAGAAGAGGCUCCUGGCUGCGGACGAGGCAGGUCUUGUUGAAGCCUCCGAGGCACCUGUGGGGCAGGGAAGGGAUGGGAUGGGGGCCCAGCCCCGCAGCCUUCCUCAGGGAGGCCAGGCCUGUUUCCACUUGGGAGAGGAGGCAUCUGUGCCUGGAGACAUCCGUCCUGACAGCAGCAUCUUAACUUUUCCAGAAAAGGUUCGGGAGAUCCAGGAGAAACUUGAAGUCUUCAUUGAAGCCCUCCAUCAAGAAGAGAAGUAG